Molecule: messenger RNA, 45089 nt
Organism: Podarcis lilfordi (Lilford's wall lizard)
Lineage: Eukaryota; Metazoa; Chordata; Lepidosauria; Squamata; Lacertidae
Source: the annotation of a GenBank genome assembly
CGCGGUGAAGAAGCGUCGGUCGCGGGCUGGAGGCAUUUUGUGUCCUGGAUAUCAGCAGCGAAAGAGAGAGAAAGAGAGCGAGAGCAAGAGAGAGACAGACAAGAUGGCGGCGGCGGCGGCCGAAUGAAGCGCCAGGCGGCGGCGGCGGCAGCCGGAUCCGCUCGAGCUUCUCCCUCCCUUCCCAGCCCUCAGGGCUGCCUUUCCUGAGAGGGCAAAGAGAGCGCUGACAGCCGCGGAAGCGUGUGGAGGGGGACGUCCGCUUCCUACAAAGGGGCCUGGUUGCGAACGGAGCCUCGGGGACCGGAGUCCUCCCUCCCCCCCGUCCUCCAUACACUUCCCCCCUCUUCUUCUUCCUCCCACCGACAGACCCCUCGAAAUCCUGGCUUUUUCGUAGCGAGAGCUCCUUGGGGAGAAACUCGGCAGUCGGGCGCUCGACGUGUGAACAAGCCCCCCCUCCUCCCCCCUCCCCGCUCGCGCUCUCCCUCGGUCGCCAUGGCGAGCAGCAGCGGCUCCAAGGCCGAGUUCAUCGUCGGGGGCAAAUACAAGCUGGUGCGGAAGAUCGGCUCGGGCUCCUUCGGGGACAUAUACUUGGCCAUCAAUAUCACCAACGGGGAGGUAAGGGCCGGCGGGCGCCCGGGCCUCUUCUCCCCCCCUCUCUCCCCCCGUCGCGUCAGAGAAGAGGGGUCGCUUCUCGCUCCUUCCCCCCCCCCCCCCGCCUGGCAGAGCAUCAACUCGGGGGAAAAGCGCCAGGAAAAGCUCCCCGGACUCUCUUGCCACAAAGUCUGGCCGCCCCCACUUCGCCCUUAUGUCGAGGGCCGUUUCUGACUUCUCCUUCGCCUUCUCUCCGCUUUAGUGGUUUAUAGAUAGUAGCGUCGGACUUUUUCCUCAUUUUUAUUUUGGAACUUAUUUUUUAGGUUCUUUUUUUUGGGGGGGGGGAAGGACACGAUCGUGACAAAUCAUAAUAAGCACCUUCACGGUGUAGGGUUUUGAUUUGUAUUUUUGUAAUAGGGUUUCUAUCCUGUCUUGGCAGUGAUGAGUCUGCAAUGCUUGGUUCAGUUUUGAAAAUGUUCUCCCCUCCCCCCGGACUCUUUUAAUCGUUAGCUUAGUAGUGUUUGUAGUACAUAAAACGCCAGGCUGCCUGGAUAGAUGGAUAAAGAGGCCAUUUGUAUUGUUUGGGGGGAUCCUUAUGUGAUCUGUAGAGAAACUGCACCUAAGCUCAUUUCGUGCAUUCACAAUUACCUUGUUCAAGAGGCAAUGAAGGCACCUUCAUCUAAGUGUUUAAACACUUUCCGGGAAUAAUGGAUUAGUGUUAGUAUCCCUAGGAUGGAUAUUUACAGAAGUCAGCACUGUGUGGAAUAUGUUUGCGGAGCUUGUCACUUACCAGGAUAUUCCUGUGGAAGGCUUUCCCAUGCCCUCAAAUAUGCUGUAGUGGAGAAAUGCAGUCCUCUUGCUCCAAUAGGAUCUCUGACCCAUAUUCCCUCUUCACUGCAGGAAGUAGCUGUGAAGUUGGAGUCUCAGAAGGCCAGACAUCCCCAGCUGCUAUAUGAAAGCAAACUAUACAAGAUUCUGCAAGGGGGAGUUGGCAUCCCUCACAUACGGUAAGAAUUAUGGCUCUUGGGAGAUAAAGUAGUCAUUAUCUCUUUUCCCCAAAGGAUGAGUGUAUUUUGUUUUUCACUGCUGGAGGAAGUGAUACAUAUAUGUUGCCUGAAAUAAGCCUUAUUAUGAGUGGUAGCAAGUUGCAUCUAGAAAAAGAUCUUGAAGGAUCCUUCUCUACCAGCUGCUUGUUUCCCGUCCCCAUCUCUGCACCAACAAAAUUAUCUAGUACUUGAGAAUAUGGCAGUAGUUGAAACAGGAGUACUGGUUACUCUGAGGAUUGGAAUAGAACAGUGGAAAUGGCUGCUUCCUUUUGUGUUUUUGUUCCAACAUGUCUUCCUCCUCUGCUCAGAAAAUGGCGGAUGUCAGUACUUAAACAUUCCCAAGAAGUGGAAUAUAUUUCUUUAAUUUCCCACCUUGCUCCCAUUCCCUUCUACCAUCAGUAUUGUAUCUUGAAAGAUUGGGGCUUCUGAGGACUGGGGAGGGGGAAGGAAGAGUGCAGAAAGUGGAAGCCCCUUACAGUUGCUGACGCAUAUGCAUCACUGAGCUCUUAAUUAUGCACUGCUGCUUAAAUCACCUUCCUUCCUUUUAUUCUCUUCUGAAAAUGGAAUUUCAUUGUGAGAUCUACUUGAGAGGUUCCCAGUCUUGUAAUGGAUGAAACUAGUAGCUAGUGGGAGAGUAAAUAAAGUAGCAGCUCAGUCUGCUUUUCUAUUGUGAAACUCAUAAAAAGCACUUAAAAAAAACUUUAUACAAAGGAAAAGAUUCUGAGUCAAGACUCUUAGCAGCUCUUUGCUAGUGCUCUAAAACAUCAGGCAGUACUGUUAAAUACCUUGUAUAUCUGAAAAUAAUAAUUUGAUUGGGUUUUGCUUACGAAUAGUGUUAGUAAUAAGUUUGGCAAGUGGAGAGACUACAGUAAAUGGAUUCAAUUUAGGAUGGUUAUUCUACUUACCUUUUUUGAAAUGGUUGGACAUUCUGAACUCUUACAUUUCACUUCUGUAUGUUGUACUGUGACUUCUGGCAUUUGUACCUCAUAAUCAAAGUGAACCAUGUGUAAGCAGAAAAUAAACUUAGUAAAGGCACUUCUUGUAGAUAUUCCAAUUCAAUUCUCUAAGUAGUUAAAAACUGGGUUGCAAUUGUAAACCAGUAAGAAAUGUUGAUGUCUUAGUCAUAAGAGGCUUCUGCUGCUGGAAGUUUGUGAACUACAUAAACUACAAUGCCAUGUUGUAACCUACAUAAGUCCUUUACUGAAUGGAUACAGAAUUAUUCAAUGACAUACUUGUAUGAAGCAACUACCCCCCGGAUUUAAUUACAUUGUGCAACUGUAGGAAUAAAGCUGCAUUUAUUACGUAAUAGAUUUGGCAGUUCUGCGUUCUGUUGAUGGAGUUUUCACUUUUGAUAAGAUUCUAUUCAGGCCUGUGCUUAGAUGCAGAGCAUAAUAUUAUUUAAAUUUUUUCUGCUAAGGUUGAAAAUUGGAUGAUCUUGCUUUGAAAGCCAGUAUUUUGUUAUGAAGAACUGUAGAUGUCAUUUAAAAAUCACUGGAUUGUAUGAAGUUACAUGUUGUUUAGUGAGGCUAUUUUUUAGUUUAAAUUGAUUAAAUUUUACUUUUUGCUUUAUUAAACCUGGCAGUUGUUUUUAAAUAAUAAAACAUUAAUGGAAGUAUAUUUUUAGGAAAUGCAGAAUAUACUUUAGCCACCCAGUUCUGUAAAUGUAUAUAAUGAAGUAAUUGGUGACUUCUUUCAGUAAAGGAAAUUGAUUUGGUUGAGUGAUGAUAAAUUAUUAUGAGGAUAUGGAAUGUUUGCCGAGGCAACUGUUCUUUCAUCUCAGAAGUAAUCAUUGAAGUUUUUGUUGUCUUCUUUGUUUGCAUGUUGCUAGCUACACAUGCUGGUUGUGUUUUCACAUUGUAAGCUAUAAACUAUGGCUACCUGUGCACAAGCCAAUUGUGCCUAAUUUUCUCCAUUGUGCUUGUGUUGGGUGGAAGCAAACUAUGAUCCCCUGCUUAGUGUUACAUCUGAAUCAUGGAUUGUGAUUCAUUGGCACCAAGCAAACUGCAAUGAUAGGUCAAGGAAUGUUCUUUGUUUACUGUGAUUUGUUGGAUUACCAUCAGUGUUAAAAACUCAGAUAUGGCUAGGCACCAAAUGGCUCCUUAAACCAGGGUAACAGUUUCCAAAACAGAAUGCCUAGUUGCAGUUUUGGGGCUAGAUGCCUCAAAAGUCGUAUUUUUCAAUACAGCUAUUUGGUUCCUGAAAUUCAUUAUGAUUGUGCAGAUAAAAUACAAUAUAAUUCUGCUGGAUGUGUUGCUAGUGUAUGAAAAUAGUCAAGCUCCAAGGAUCCCGAGGCUUGCAUCCCCAGUUGGUCAGGUGUCAUCCUGGUGCCUGGGCAUCUUCAUUUGGCUGCAAAUGGCCGAUAACCAGGUGCAAAGUGCUCCUGGCAAAUUUCAAACAUUGAUUACCAUGGCAUGCACUUGUGAUCAUUGCAUAAUUCAGGGCUUGCUAAUCUGUGACUCUCCAGAUGUUGCUGGCCAUCAUCCCUGACCAUUGGCUAUGGUGGGUAAUGAAAGUUGGAGCCUGACAACAAAUGAAAAGGAACAGGUUAUCCACCCCAUGUGUAGCUAAUGGCUGAAGAUGGUUCAAACUAUGGUUAAAGGAAGACUGUAAUUUUGCAUACUGUCUGAAUUGACAAAAGCAUGAUUUCAGUCAGUUGGCAGACCAGCAGGCCAAAUGGCCAGUGCUAAUGGAUGUGAUGUGAUGUCUAAAUUGACAGUUACUGUUGCUCUGCCUCCAGAGGCUGCUGCACUGUGAAUAUGAAGUUAAAACUAUAGCUGCAUGAUUCGGAGAGAUUAGAAAAUGAAAUCAAACUGGAUGGUGAAGGUUAAUGGAGUUGGGUAUGUUUAGUCUGGAAAAGAGACAAUUAAGAGGCAAUAUGGUAUCUCUUCAAAUACUUCCAAGGGCUGUCACAUGAUUGGAUUGAGCCUGUUUCCUGUUGCUUCAGAUAGUAGGACCCGAACCAAAGGGUUUGAAUUACAGUGGUGCCUUGCAAGACGAAAGUAAUUCGUUCUGCGAGUUUUUUCGUCUUGCGAAUUUUUCGUCUUGCGAAGCAUGGUUUUAACGGUAUUAACAGUUUUAAGAAAAAGGAAACAAACUCGCAAGACGUUUUCGUCUUGCGAAGCAAGCCCAUAGGGAAAUUCGUCUUGCGAAGCAACUCAAAAAACGAAAAACUCUUUCGUCUUGCGAGUUUUUCGUCUUGCGAGGCAUUCGUCUUGCGAGGUACCACUGUACAUGAAAGGUGAUUUCAGCUAAACAUUAGGAAUAACUGCAUGUGCAACUAGAUGUUCAGAUCAUGGUUUGAGUUCUGCACCUGUGGUUAGCACAGUUUGACAGUGGAACAGGCUGCUCUGGAAAGUGGUGGGCUCCUUCCACAGGCUGUACUACAUGGAAUGCUAUAGUAUUCAUCAGCUAGGGUUGAACCAGAUGGCCUUUAAAAACAUUGAAGUACAUCACCUGGAUGAAUGAAUUUGUGAUUGAUUGAUUGAUUUAUUUAUUUAUUUAUACCUCCAUUGAUUUGGUUGGCAUUAUGGCUCUGCUUUGUAAUUUCUGGUUUAUUUUAUUGAUUAUCUAUCCAAAACACUUUUACUCCGUUCUUUAGCCAAAAGUUCCCAGAGUGACUUAGAAGAUCAGUAAUAAGACAGCUCCGUUCCUCACAUGUAAAAUACAUGAAGCACAAGAAAGCAUAUGCACUCUUAGUUUAUUCUUGCAGCAAAUAGUUCGUGUUGGAGAAACUGAACAGGUUUUCCAGUAUGUUUUUUGUUAUAUUAUUUUUGCAAAUGAUUAAUUGGUUUGACGAAUGAUAGCUUGGAUUAAAAUUUAGUUGCACUUUGUUUCCAGUGAAAUAACUGCGACUUAAGUCUUAACUAACAUUUCAUAGUUUUCAGUAGGACCCUAAUGCAACUAGCUUAGACUGGUUUCAACCCAAUAUAACGCAACACAAUUUCACAAAUACCAAUACUUGAUAUCUGAAAGAUGGCCUCAUGUCCAAAAUUAACAGUCUUUAUCAGUGACCGUAUUGUAUGUGCCACCACAAAGGGAGGCUAGGUUGAUGGAUACCCAGGACAGGGUCUUUUCUGUACCAGCACCCAAUUGUGAAACUUGCCUUCCUUGGAGGUCAGGUUGGCACCAUCUUUUCCUAACUUUAGGCAAACCCUAAAUACUGUUUUGCUUUGUCUGGCUUUUGAUGGAUUUUAAAUUCAACUCUGUAGUUUUGUGGUGUUAAGUUUUAUUUAGUUUUAACUGAUGUCUUUAUACUGUUUUUACAAAUUAUAGCUACUUGUGGGCAGAAAAGGUAUUCAUAAAUACUUAAAAAUUUUUAAAAAGUCUAAAUCAUAGUCUAGUAAAAUCUUGUCAAACAAGAGACUUGUCUUUGCAUCCCCCGUCAUGUGUUUAUGUAACAUAAGAGAGUGCCUGUAGAGAACUAAUAUCAGAAUGAAAAUCAUGUUAGUUUGAUUAUAGACACUAAACUUUGCUAUUAGAAACUUUUGUCUCUCCUAAAAGCAAACUGAGCUGGUUAAUAUUGAUAGGACUUCAGCAAAAGCAGGGCCCAUGAUAACCAAGAGGGGAGGUAUCAGUAUGAUCAGAGAAGCCACAGGGUUUGCAGAUAUACAAACAAUCCGUAAGGAAUACGAGAGGGACAGUCCACACACAUAUCAACAGGGCAGUGACGGCUAAGCAUGCUCACUGGCCACAGAGCAUCUUUGGGAGGCAAUUGGAGGGGAAUAUAGUGGAAGAGGGUAUAUCUGGCUGUAACCCUGAACAGGAACACUCCAUACAGCAACACUCCUUUUGCAGGUCCCCCUUGUUCUGUCCUUAGGAGCAUCAGGGCAGUUUCUUUCUACAUACAGACUUGUUACAGGCCCUGGUCAAAAAGGCUGCACAACAUGCUUUGUAUGUAUGAAAGGAUUUCUGAAAUGACCCCACCCCAUCCAUUUCUGAAACCUGCUCCUAGCACUGUUUGAUAAGUUGCUUUGGAAACUCUAGGAACUGACUUCCGCAUAACAUAAGGAUUUGCAUUUUAGGGAUUUUGUGUGUGUGUUUAAGCUUACCUUUGAAUAUUGGGCCCUGUUCUAUGGUUAUCCUAUUUGCUACCACUUCAUCAUAAGAAACAAAACUACAGUGGUACCUCUGGUUGCGGACACGAUCUGUUCCGGGGUGCCGUUUUCACGCCGAAAAGUCUGUAACCAGAGUGGGGCUUCUGUGCAUGUGUGAAGCGCUAUAGAGCGCUUCUGCACGUGCGUGUGCGCACACGCGCACGGUAAAACCCAGAAGUAAACACUUCCGGGUUUGCCAUGUUCUUAACCCAAAAAAAGCAACAUGAUGCGUUUGCAAGAAGAGGUAUAACUGUACAGAACUCUUUCAAACUGACCAGAGGGAAGGCAUUAAACGGACAAUUUUGAAAAGGUGGAGUCAUGGCAUCUAACUUUUGAUUGGUUUGGGUUAAGAUGCAUUUUCAUUACAAAAACUAACUGUGUACCUUUGCUUAUGGCUGUUGAAUGAAGGCUAUCAAAUAUUGUCUUUUCUCUUAAAAUAGGUUUGUAAAAAAAACAAAAACAUGGUGGGAUUGGUUCUAAAUCUCAUAUGUCCAUAUAAUUUUGGAAAAUUGUCAUAAGGACAACUUGAAUGAAAUGUUUCAAAUUCAUUGACCGUGAACUAGUUCUUAAACAUUUCUUAAGUGCCAGUGGCAGUUUUUUAGGUGGCUUGAGGACUAGGUGCCAUUGUUAGAAACUCAGAUAUAUAAGCUAGGUGCCAAGUGGCACCUUAAAUCUAGGUUACUGUCAUCACAACUGAAUGUCUUUUCAUCAGGGGGUUGGACUAGAUGACCCUGGUGGCGCUGUGGUGUAAACCACUGAGUCUCUUGGGCUUGCCGAUCAUAAGGUCGGUGGUUCAAAUCCUUGUGAUGGGGUGAGCUCCUGCUUCUUUGUUUCAGCUCCUGCCAACCUAGCAGUUCGAAAGCAUACCAGUGCGAGUAGAUAAAUAGGUACUGCUGCAGUGGGAAGAUAAGCAGCGUUUCCAUGCGCUCUGGCACUCGUCACAGUGUUCCGUGCUCCAAAAGUAGUUUAGUCAUGCUGGCCACAUGACCUGGAAAAGUUGUCCAUGGACAAAUGCCAGCUCCCUCGGCCUGAAAGCGGAGAUGAGCGCCGGACCUCAUAGUCGAAUUCAACUGGACUUAACUGUCCAGGCGUCCUUUACUUUGCCUUUACUAGAUGAACUUUGGGGUCCCUUCCAGGACAAUUCUAUGAUCUCAACUACAUUGCUUGACUGUAGCUUGUUCUUACAACAAUUCACUUGUCCCAUUAUGCAAGAAGGAGAAACGCGCAAACUGAAAAUGGAAGUGGUAUUAACUAUGGACUAAGGCAGAGGUUUUUAAACUCUGGUCACCAACCUGGCACCCAGAAAUCUCCAUGUAGUCGCAACACCACUACCAAAAUGUACCUGGCUAAUUUCAAACACUGCUAGGUGCCCCAGGUUUUUCUGUUCCUAGUCAUACAAAUGUGAAAUACAAAGGAAUGCAUAAAUUGAGGGGUCAAAAGUGUAUCAUCUCCAUUUGCAGAAGUGAAUAAUUGGCUCCAGGAAUAAUUGAAUCAUAGAAUUGGAAGGGACCCUGAGGAUCAUCUGGUCCAGCCCUUCAGUGCAGGAAUAUGCAGCUGUCCCAUAUGGGGAUUGAGCCCACAACUGUGGUGUUAUCAGCACUCUAAAAAACUGAGCUAGUGCCUUGUUUAGGGGAAGGGGAUAUAUUGCCCAAACAGCCCAGGUGAUGGAGACAGAGCAUUUCUGGUGUUAAAACCUGGAAUAUGAAAGCUAGGAGCUAAAUGGUACCUUAAACAUAGAUUAUGGGCUCAACAACGGAAUGUCUAGGUGCGCUAUUUAAUAACAAGAAUACAAAGCUGAAAAUGAAUUAACUGCAGCUAAAAUAUUAUGUUCACUUUUCACAUGGUCUAGUCUUUCCCCUGCCCACCCCCCAAUAUUUUUAAGAGGGUCUCUUCUCCAGAGAGAGUAGCUGGAAGUGGGGAGGCAGCAAAAGUUCCUCCUUUCCUUCCACUAUGCAGUUUUAAUCUGAAAUCUUAGGUGCAGUACUGCGCCCAGAGCUCAGAAACGGCUCAUGCUAAUGAAAUUCCCUGUUGCAAAAUGUGCCUAGAACAAUGGGAGUUUUGAACACUGUGCAUUUUUGCUAUUCCAGAUUCACCUUAGCAGAGAAGCGUGCUUGCAAAUUAAUCAUGUUUAACUUCCUUGAGUUACCCUUUUUAAAAAGAAGAAGACUAUUUUGUUAAAUAUAUGAUGAGCCAGUGUGGUGUAGUGGUUAAGAACAGUGGACUUGUAAUCUGGUGAACUGGGUUCGAUUCCCCACUCCUCCACAUGCAGUUGCUGGGUGACCUUGGGCUAGUCACACUUCUCUGAAGUCUCUCAGCCUCACUCACCUCACAGAAGGGAAAGGAGAUUGUUAGCCACUUUGAGACUCCUUAGGGUAGUGAUAAAGCGGGAUAUCAAAUCCAAACUCCUCUUCUUCUCUAUCAUGAAUUUCAGGAGUAGAUACAUAGGGUUACAUAGGUAAUAUAGGUCUUGGUUCCAGGUGCUGAUCAGACCUAAGCCUGCUUUCUUUGGCAAAGCAUUAACUUAGCUUCUGAAGGUUUCACCAAGUGUUCACACUAUGCCCUCUCAUCCCCGGACUUAGACUUGUAUCCAAAGUAGUGCUAAGUCAGUCAUUCCGUUAGUGGAAGGAUUUCUGUUUUCACAGUGGAACUUUCCCCCUCUCAUCCCCCCCCCCCCAAAUUUGUUCUGGAGUUUCCCCCAGGGUGUGUGUGCAGGAGGGGGAAGUUCUGUUGUGUAAGGCUAAAUCCUUUGUUAACAGAAUGAGAGCAGCUGCUCAGUGUGUUGGAGGGAGAAAAGGUUGGAAAUGCAUUGCCUUUUACCACUCCUUCCUUCCAAGUUAAACUAUGGGCUAAAGAGCCAUGAUUAAUAUUGUUGCUCUGAAUUUCGGUCAGUUCUCCAUUUGAUGGAAUGUAUAGGGAAGUUUCAUGUGAACUAGUCUGUAGAUGCAUUGAGACAGUAGCCUGCUCUGGUUUAUUACUGUGUUUUUUCCAACAGUGUCAAUGACUGAUAUCUUAUUGUGCAUGCAUUCUGACCCACAAUUGCCUCUUGCUAGAUGACUAGUUGCAAGGCAGAAUUUAGCAAAAUGAGGUAUGGCUUUACUAGCUUGCAUUGCUGAAAUAUGUGGUUUAAUUGUGCAACUACCUUCAAAGGAUAGUUGUCACACCUUGGAGUUUGGGUGCGUUUUGUGUUUGACUUCUAACUUAUCCUGUCUAGACUUUGUGUUAUGUUAAAAGUAUAAGAAAAAGUGCUUGAAGUAGUAAAGAGACCCCUGACCAUUAGGUCCAGUCAUGGCUGACUCUGGGGUUGCGGUGCUCAUCUCGCUUUAUUGGCUGAGGGAGCCGGUGUACAGCUUCCAGGUCAUGUGGCCAGCAUGACUAAGCCGCUUCUGGCAAACCAGAGCAGCACAUGGAAACACUGUUUACCUUCCUGCCGGAGCGGUACCUAUUUAUCUACUUGCACUUUGACGUGCUUUCCAACUGCUAGGUUGGCAGGAGCAGGGAUUGAGCAACGGGAGCUCACUCUGUCAUGGGGAUUCGAACUGCCGACCUUCUGAUCAGCAAGUCCUAAGCUCUGUGGUUUAACCCACAGCACCACCCACAUACCACAAAUGUAAAUGUUUAAGAUGUUUUAAACAUUGCCUUGAAUCCUGAGUUGAUCUUCUAUGCCCACUGACUUCAUUUAGUCCUUACUGGGCUGCUCUGGGACAGCCCACCCCAUUGUAGUUUUUUGUUUGUGGAAAGAUUGACUCAUGCCCAAUCCUAGAACUGAUUUAUCAAUUGAUGUCUACAGACAGCUCUCAAUUCCAUCUCUUGAGACACUUAAAUAGUUUAUUCUUGUUAACCUGGAAGUGACCUACCCAGAGAAUGUGAUGGUUCAUCUAACCUUUGUAUACUUUAGUGCAGGGGUCAGCAACCUUUUUCAGCCAUGGGCCGGUCCACCGUCCUCAGACCAUGUGGUGGGCCGGACUAUAUUUUGAAAAAAAUAUAUGAACAAAUUCCUGUGCCCCAUAAAUAACCCAGAGAUCAAUUUAAAUAAAAGCACACAUUCUACUCAUGUGAAAACACGCUGAUUCCUGGACCAUCCGCAGGCCAGACUGAGAAUGCGCUUGGGCCGAAUCCGGCCCCCGGGCCUUAGGUUGCCUACCCCUGCUUUAGUGUCUCUACCUCUCACCUUUCUUUUCAGUCACUCCAUUUCCCCCUCCCACCCAAUUGUCUGUUCUCCCCUCCCCCAAUUCUGUCUCAACAUCUUGUGCCAUAGUGGUCUUAUGCAGUUGUGGGAGGGGGAGUUUCUCCUCUUAAGGUUUUUUCUUGAAGAGUUUCUGAGCAUCUGUAAAUUUUAGACCAAUAUCUAUCUAUAGCAUCUGAAGAAGUGUGCAUGCACGCGAAAGCUCAUACCAAGAACAAAUUUGGUCUCUAGGGUGCUACUGGACUUUAAAAAACAAAAUUAUAUAUAUAUAUUUCUGUAGUAUACGUAAUAUGUUAAUACCUCAUGCAAUUUUGCAUGAUACUGAGUACGUAUAGAAAGUUUUGAAUCAUUGCUAGAAGGAAUUAAUAGUAAUACCUGUAUGAAUCCCAAAGGUAAUUUCCCCCUCUGCUUCUCUAGAUACAUGAGCAUCUAAGGAGCAUCUAGGGUUGAGUGUCUUCAUUCCCACAAGACAAAGAGCCUCUUGGUUCCUCAAGUGCCAGCUGCUUGUGAAGGCUAACUUAAAAGUCAGUUGACUGGCUGUAUCUUGCCAGUUUUCAAACAUGCAGCCUUCACUUGCAUAUUUUCCUUCAACUGACCUUAGUAUAUGUUGUCUUCUGCUGGUGCCAAUAAUUUUAUUAUGCCCAUCUUGAUUUGUUGCUCUUUCUGUCUGUAGAGGGCAAGUUGAGAUAGUGAUUUCAGAAAUGUUGACCUUGCUUUUAUUUUUUACCCAUUCAUAGUCUACAUUGGUGUGCCUCCCUGCGUUCAGACACUAUUUUACUCUUUCAUAGAAUUCAGCAUUGCAUUUCAGAUUGGUAUUGUAUUGUGGUCUUUGCUGUGGUGUGUUCCCAGCUGUGUGCAAUUUACGCUCUCCAAGUAGUUAGACUCCUCAGUUUUAAAAAAGAAAUGAUUGAAACUAUUUUGUACACAGAUUUUUAGACUAUCAAUUGUCUGUUCCCAUUUCUAAGUGACUCUACAGUGUGACCUUUCUGGUAUACCAAAUGUUGCUGUCAUGGUAGUUUCUCAAUUCUAGAGAGUGUUGGAGAAAGAUAAAAUGCCUGAAUAUUGUUACAUAUGCAUCUAGGGCGCUUCCUGAAAGUGAUUUCACUGUGCAUAUGUUGUUGCUUUCUGCAGCAGUUGAAAGGAUCAGUGUUUUGAUUUGGUUAAACCAAAACCACUAGAUGCAAUCUAACUACAUUUCCAUGAUAAUUCUAGAUUUUAGAGGGUCCUUAAGGAGAGAUGCUCACAGUGGGUCCUCCUUACUCCUAUUGUUGAUGCCCAUUCACUUGCUUCUCUGGGCUUAGUCAGCACCAUUUUCCAGAGGGGUGUGUGGGAGAGAGAGGUCAAGGUGUGCAAAGCUACUGCUCCUUUUCAUUGUCUCAUUGCUGGGUUUAACCUUUAAAAUCAGUUUAGGGGUCCCUUAUCUAAAGGACUGCCUUCACCUAAACAAUCAUUCUUGUUUAAGAUCAACUGUGGAGACCUCUGUGACUGCCCAGACAUUAAGAUGGUAGGCACAAGGGAUAAAGCCUUCUUGAUUGUGGCCCUGCAGUUAGCAGAGCUGCCUAUGAAUGGGAAAGGGAGCUUUCAGUACAGGCCUUCAAACACACCUUGAGGAUUUAUUUCAUCCAGUCUGGCUUUUUAACAAUGUUUUUAAUGCCACUGAGACCUUAUAGUUAAGAAUCUGUAUUCUUUUACAUAUCUUAGUUCACCUUGACUUUUUUUGCUGCCUUAUGAGGUCUGUGCUCCCAAAGCCAGCAUAUAAAUCCUUAUGGUCUAGCUUCUGCUGUGCUAGUGAGGAGGAGGAGGAGGAACAGGGCCAGGAGACUCCAGGGAUUGGCAAAUUACCCAGCAAUGCUGAUCCUUGACUGCAUUAUGUGGCAUCGUGUGUGCUUUGUAAACCAUAACCAACUGUCAGAUUUUAAAAUGUUGUACAGAAAAAUACAUCUACAAAAGUGGGAUUCAUUAAAUAUUAAGAAAACAAUAUUCAGAAAACAAGUAUUUUCUGAAACAAGCUAUGAACAUUAUGUUUGGUUACAUUCAAUCUAUCCUAACCAUUUCUGCUUCUUUAUAGGUGGUAUGGUCAAGAGAAAGAUUAUAAUGUUCUAGUCAUGGAUCUUCUUGGACCCAGCCUUGAGGAUCUCUUCAACUUUUGUUCUCGAAGGUUCACAAUGAAAACAGUACUUAUGUUAGCAGACCAGGUAUGUAAAUCUGCAAACAUUACACAAUGGCUAUUACAGUGCCUUAAAAUGCUGUUCUUUUCAUUCUUUCAAGUAGGUCAGACUGUAUGACUUAUUACAUGUACUCGAAUGAAUAUAGAAACAAAAAUGAUAGAAAGAAAAAGGAAUAGUGAUAGUAGCAGAUUAUUUAAUGUAUAUAACACAAUAUUAGAAUUCUAGAAACUGUUUAAUGGAGCCAUGCAAGCAACUAUAUUGAGAGUUUUGCCUCAUAUCUUUACUUGCAGUCUUCAUAUUAAUUGCAUAAGACUGAAGUUAUGCAUGCAUCUUUGGCUAGGAAGAUCAUCCAAAAUACUGCAGUAGUUCACAUUUCUCAGGCCAAGAGCCUAUUGUAGCUAUAUUUCUCAAUUAAUUCAGGGUAAACAGAAGCUGAAUGAAAUAGGAAAUAGUAAAGCCAACAUUCACAGAAGGCUUCAAUAAGAUCCAUUAGAAUCAACAGAUCUGCAGCAUGGGCAUAUAAUGCAGAGAUUUGCAAAGGCAUAGAUUCUUACAUUUAGAAUAAAAUGGCUAUUGGAUAGCAAUUUGUUUCAUGAAUAGCUUGAACUGAGUCAUCUGGAGGGCUAGUGAGCACUAGCCAUUUAAUAUCAGAACUAACACAAGAAACACUCAAAUACUCCAGAGUUGACAUUUUAACAGUGUCAUUUGUUCAAUAACUGCUUGGAAGAAGUAGUUUGCAACAUACAAUGGGAGAAGUAGUUUGGAUCCAUAGUAGCUUCAUCCCUGUUGAACAGAGCAAGUGAAGUAUUCCACUGCUAAAGUUAAGUGUUCUUAUCGAUUACUCCUAUUCAGGAAAUAUGGACAUACUGGGUGUAGUAGACAGGUGCUCAUUUGUAUGGAGACAUGCUUUACAAGUAUUACUGUGAUUCUAAAUCUGUUAUUUUAGUAUACAUUUAAAUUGCAUGAUUAAAUAAAAUGUCUGUUGUUUUUCUUCUAAGUCAUCAGCAUGAAUGCCAUCCAUACAUGACAAAGCCUUUUAAACCUUUUUAGACUGUUAGGAAGAAACUCCGUAUCCAAUCUCUGUAGAGUGGAUGAGUCAGCAGGGGGUUUUGUUUGUUUGUUUGUUGUUUUACACUAGCUAACAUUCAAAAGCAUUACUAAACUAGUAGUCUUACUGUCUGGUUUGAUUUGUAUGUUGUAGGUCAGGAUAACUAACCAUCCCUCUCGAAGCCCAUGGGCCUGCUCUUGUUACCCAAGCAGUUUUUUUCUGGACCCUCCAACAAUUAUGGCAGCAGAAAAAGAAAACAAAGUGCUGGGAUAGUUGGAAAAGUUUCAACCCCUCUGCACACCCCAGUACCUUGAUGGCAGUGCAUUUUACAUUUCCCCCAAUCAUUUGAUGAACAGGAAGAGGCAAUAACACUCCCCCACCCCCCACCCCCACAAAUCUCAUCUGAUUUGCAUGGAUUAGCUGAGGACAAACCAUGUGGGGUGUGUGUUUGUGUACACAAGAGGGUGAGAGUGGGUGUGGUGUGGUGUGGUCGCACCAACUCUUGGCUACCAACAUGCAGUCUUUGGGUUCAUAAAGAUUAGCAACAAUGCAGGUAGUAGCCAAAACAUGCUUAGAUUCAUGCCUAAGAUAUUGUUGCUUGAAAAGCUCUGUAAUCUUGGUCAUUUUUCUUUUGUUCACAGAUGAUCAGUAGAAUUGAAUAUGUGCAUACAAAGAAUUUUAUACACAGAGACAUUAAACCAGAUAACUUCCUAAUGGGUAUCGGGCGUCACUGUAAUAAGGUUAGUCUAAUACUUUUUUGCAUGAAAGAAUGGAGGAUGCUGAAAUGGCAGUUCAUGGAAAUGCUGUGCAGCUUGAAUUAAUUGCUUGUCAUUGCUAAACAUGUCAAUUAUUUGCUGACAUCUGUCAAUUAUUUGGCAACAGAUAGGAAUUUCAAUCAUAGUGCUAAAUGCAGAAGUGAGCUAUGGCCCCAACCUUUGGCCAUAUUUUAAUUAUGGAAUUUAAGGAUAUAAAUCAAUAUGUUGUCUAAUGGACUUAUAAUUGAGUAUGCAAGUUCACUCUGUUCAGUGAUACUGUUGAUCAUUCAGAACCCAUGAGUUGCAAUAGCACCGCUUACCAUAAACUGCGAUUUCUUUUUCUCAAUUGCAUUUAGGCCAGCAUGGUGAAGCCUUUACUACCAGCUACCUAGAUAUUAAAAUUGGCUGUAACCAAUCUAUAGAGAAACCAUUGACUUCUAAUAGUAACACAAGCCUGUUGACUUAACUGCUUCCUUUGCUUUCACAAACCUGUGAAAGUUCAAAGUGCAGUUAGUGUAGAUAUAGAAUAACAGUCACAGACUUAAAGUACUGUAACUUUUUUUUUUUACUAGAAGGGGAUGAUUUAUUAAUUUAGCUGGAGAUGCAUGUCUUUGUUGGAUUUUUUUCUUGACUAGACUGUGGGAUUAAAAUUCAUUAAACUACAUUGAGCUUGGACAGACAGGCAGCAUUGGCAGUGCAUUAAGCAUGCUGUUGGAUAGAAAUUCUUAAGUGCAGGACAAAUGUAUGUGAUUGAUUAUUUUAUUGGGAGCAAGAUACCCACCUGGUUCUUCAUAGGCCUUCAGUGUUGACUCUUCAGAUACUACUAGCUAUAAAAUGUUACCUUUGUUUGCCUGUAUGGAUGCCAACUUGGGACCAUUACUUUAGAACCAAAAAACAAAACAACCACCGUCACUAUUGAAUUCUGUUUUAAAGGAGUUACAGUACACCAGUUAGGAACAUUGGGGAGGUGGGGUGAGAAAAAACAGCAGCACUCAAAAAUAAGGUAAAAUGCCUUCCUGUAAUCCUAUUCCUGUUAAAUUUCAUCUAUCUCUAAAUUUUGCACUCUUAACAUUCUGUUUCCCUAAUGCAAUCCAAUUCUUUAACUUUCUGGCAAGAACUGGAAAUAUAGCAAGAACAAUUAAACCAGUUAAUGCAAUUUUUCUUCUUUUGAGUCCCUUUCUUCACACUCUUGACAGUUGUAGUGGGCUGGCAUUGUAGCUCCUUGAUUUUCUUUUGAAGUGAAAGAAUAGCCGGGAAAAUGCUGUUGUGCUUUUAUUAGGUGAGUUUCUUAGGAUCAUAUUGGAAGAUGUAAACCGCAUCCCGUUUCUCAUUCCCAGGAAGGCACUUGGAGUCUGUACCAAAUACUUAAAUGGAAAGCAGAUGCCCACUAUUUAACAUUUCAAAUAAUGCUGGACAUAGGAGUCUAAAUCCCUUGGUUUAAUCUAAGCAGAAUUUAAAUAAAAUUUUGCUUUAGGUCUGUGUAAAUAGCAGCGCUCUCUCUCUCUCUUUCUGUCUUUUGAAAUUUGGUUUUAGAUAUAGUAUGCAGUUUUCUUCUUGUAGCAAAAAUGGAGGUAAACAUUUUGUAUCUUUCAUGAAUUCUUUCAAAACACACCAGUUGCAGUAGGAUAGCUUGUUAUGGUAAUCUUGUUCCAGUAGAUUUUUUUCAAUAUAAAUGAAUUUAAAAUGUAGUGAUUAAAAUUGGAAUGCUGCAUUUCUCAAAUUUGUUCUUAAUUACAUAUUUAGGCGUGAUUUCACUUCUAGCAUAAGAUCAUCUCUGAGCUGUGCUAGAAUAAGCCCUGCAUGCUUAUGAUAGUGAAUUUAAGGUGACUAAAUGCCUUCUACCUCUUCCUUACUGAAGAUUUACUUCCUACAUGUCAUUUGGGAGAAGGGCAGUUUGUGGAGUCAAAGGAUACUUUUGUACAUGAUAUCCAAAUUUUCUUCUUAUAAAAGCCAAAUGUUGCCAUUGCUAUCCCUUAUUCAAGGCAGUGUCAUUUUGAAGUGGCUCAUGCUCAAAAUUUAUCUUGCCACAUCUAAAUUUUUCCUUAUAACAUUAUCUCUUCUGGAAAACUAUAGUGCUUGGUGGAAGAAGGAUGGCAUUUGGCUACCCUAUUCUUUCUCUAACGCCUCGGUGUUGCCUGUCUGCGCCAGCCAUUGUUGCAAUGUAAGCAAUACUGUUUGAUGCACUGCCACCCUCUAUUGUUUGUUCAGUGUUUAGAAUCUCCAGUGGGGAAGAGGAAAAGAAGCAUGACUGUUAGUACUUCUCAGGACCCAUCUUUCUCAGGAUUAAACCAGGUCUGAAACUGUCUCCUAUUCCAACCUCAAUCCCAAACUCAUAUGCUUUUUUGUUUUGUUUCGGAAAACAUGUAGACUUGCAAAAAGCACCUUUUGUUGGCAUAUUAUUCAGACAUACUUGGCAAACAUGUAACAUUACUAAAACGUUUUCCUUGUGGCGCUUGUUUAAACUAUAAGGUUCUUAUGCUGUCUGUUAAAAUGUGAACAAAGUUAAGUAUCACUUAACUACUCUAAUGUUCUUGUUCUUGAGAAAUAGCCCUGUGUUCAAAAAUGCAGCAGCAAGGAGGAUGUGCUGUGAGGGAAUUGCAUAUGCCUGCUUAAAUGUACAUGGUCUGUAUCUGGAUGUAGGAGGCCUCUUAUCCCGUUCAUUGACAGCAUGAUGUUUGUUUGAAAAAAAUGAAUUUCGGGUCUGGAAACAUUCAAGACAAACUCUACUUCUUCCUUGUGUAUUAGUAGCUCUGAUGGUUUAUUCAAAUGUAGAAUAAGGGACAAGGAUCAUCUUGUUGCCAGUGGUACAUUUAAACAGAAUUAUUUGAUCAUAGAUCACUGGUAGUUUUGUAUUUUUUAAAGCUUUGCUAUAUCCCAGAAAAUGGGCACAAGGUGUCUUAAGCAGCUUUUUCAUUUGCUUUUUAAGGCUGAACCUUAUUCCACUUCUUUAGAGACCUAAGUUUUGAAAAUGCAGUAAGUAAAAUGGAUUAUCUUUUGAUUAUGCCUCUUCUUGGGCUAGCAUUAACAUCUACUUCAAAUGGAUGUUACUUAGUUUCCAAAGCUACACUGUAAGCCCUGGGUGUUGUGCAAUUUAAGAGUUUUAACUUCUUAGCUUGCUCUAAAAUUACUUUAGUUGUUGAAAAGGGAAGGAGGAGUUGGGCCUUAAGUAUGGUGCUACUCAUGAAUAUUACUACUUACGACUAGUGAUGCUUUUGUGUCAGGAAGCUGGUGCUGGACAGGAAAAUUUAGCUCUGGUGGGAACUUUUAUUCCAGUGCAGAUGUCGGUCCCUGGUCUGGACUGGGACCAGAGAAGUAGACAAAGUUGAUUCUAAUUAGGACCCCCUGGCCUGCUACUUCCUCUACAAAAUAUAAAACAAUAAAAACCUACACCAUUCAUUCAAUUACUAAUUGCCAUGUCUAAUUUGGCCCAUAGUACUCCACUUGCAACUGAAGCAGCUUGGCUUCCAGAGCCUUAUUCCUUGCCUGGUAACAUCCCUUUUCAACACCCUCCUCAGCAGAGAGGCAAACUUUGCAAACGAGCUUCAGAAGGUUUAUUGCCAUGGAAGAGGGUGUGUGGAAAACAAGUCCAUGUUUUUUCAUUCACCUGCCUUUUGCCACUGGGUCAUACUCUUUCAGAAAUGGUUGGGAGGGGGUGUUUUCAUCUCCAGAAUUGGGUCCCUCACAUUAUCCAAAUUGCUAAUGCAUAUUGCUUCAAAAUAUUGCUUCACUCUGUUAGUGAAAAUUAUCAGAAAUGAAGGAAUGUAUUGCAGAUGAAAAAUAUGCAGGGUCUCGUAUUCCAGUCUGCCAUAUAUUAGUGUGCUAGCCUCACUAAAGAUUGAGGUUCCUAUGAGAGUAAUUUUAAGUGAGUUCUCCCCUAAAAACUCACAUGGAAAUGAAGACCACCUAUUUUGUGCUAGUAUGGAAAGAGGCAUUUUGGAAAAGCCCCAAACUGCCGGUCUGAAAUAGCAUCUUCAUUUAGAUCAAGAACAUUUUUUCCCCAUUGCAUUUAUCAGUAAAACUGUUGUCCAGAAGAAGUUUUAAUAAUAAGAUUUUGAUCAUUUACAUCAGGCACCCCCAAACUCGGCCCUCCAGCUGUUUUUGGACCACAGUUCCCAUCAUGCCUGACCUGUCCUGUUAGCUAGGGAUGGUGGGAGUUGUAGUCCAAAAACAGCUGGAGGGCUGAGUUUGGGGAUGCCUGAUUUACAUCAUAGAUGCGUCUCUGAAGAUCCUAUCUUGGUACAGUGGUGCCUCGCAAGACGAAAUUAAUCCGUUCCGCGAGUCUCUUCGUCUUGCGGUUUUUUCGUCUUGCGAAGCACGGCUAUUAGCGGCUUAGCGGCUAUUAACGGCUUAGCGGCUUUAAGAAAAAGGAAACAAACUCGCAAGAACUCGCAAGACGUUUCGUCUUGCGAAGCAAGCCCAUAGGGAAAUUCGUCUUGCGGAACGACUCAAAAAACAGAAAACUCUUUCGUCUAGCGAGUUUUUCGUCUUGCGAGGCAUUCGUCUUGCGGGGCACCACUGUACCUGUAGUGAAGCAGUCUGUAGAGUAGAGAGGAGGACAUUCAGAGUAGUAUUUGAUAACUGUGGAAAUUGCAAGUUGUGACAAUUACUCAUUUGGGUCAGUAGUUCAUUCUAUAUGUAGUUGCUUCCAGUUAUUCAUUUGUGAUGGAUGAUUAGAGAACUUUUGUCUGCAUCCGCUCAUAGCUUGAAACAAUUCUUAAUUCUUUUUAAAUGCUGCUGUCCUUAUUCUUGGUUCUGUAUGCCUCAAUUGAACUGUGAUAAGUGUAGAAACUAAGGAAAAUAAAUUACAAAGUACCGUAUUUUUCGCUCUAUAACACGCACCCGACCAUAACACGCAGGUAGUUUUUAGAGGAGGAAAAUCCGUAGGCAUGCCACCCGUAGGCAUUCCCUCCAUAACAUGCACAGACAUUUCCCCUUACUUUUUAGGAGGAAAAAAGUGAGUGUUAUGGUGCAAAAAAUACGGGAUAUCCGUAAAGGCAUUGGCAACCUGAAAAAGACAACUGUUUUGAACUAGUUUUGGGUUUUUUUUUAAAGUAAAAACGUGCAUAUUAGAACUUAGUUUUCUAUCAGGUGUUCUCUUCUGAAGAGUUUUUAGGAGAAUUAUUUCUCCCCUUUAAACUGCUGCUUACUUGAUAUAGAAGUCUGACUUAAAAACUUAGUAUAAUUUAAAUAAUUUGCACACUUUAAAAGUUAAGUAUGGUUAAACAUAUAUUGAUGCAGCUGUAUAGGUCUAUAGGUCUUUUUUAACUUGUUCUCCAUAGAGCCAAAGCUGAUAAAUUAUUGUUAUUUUAUUUCUAUUUUAUUUCUAUUUAUUAAAUUUCUCUACCUCCCUUUGCCUGAAGAUCACAGGGUGGUUUACAAUAUAAAAAUACAAUUUUUUUUUUGCCAUAGUAAAAAACAAAAACAAAAUUCCCCCGCCCCAUUUAAAAGGCUAUAGAUUGUUUAAAAAGGGAGAGGGUGGUGCUGUGAUCAAAACCACUGAGCCUCUUGGUCUUCCUGAUAGGAAGGCUAGUGGUUUGAAUCUGUGCAACGGGGUGAGCUCCCAUUGCUCUGUCGCAACUUCUGCCAACCUAGCAGUUUGAAAGCACACCAAAAUAGAUAAAUAGGUACUACUGUGAUGGGAAGUUAAACGGCAUUUCCGUGUGCUCUGGCUUCCGUCACGGUGUUCCAUUGCGCCAGAAGUGGUUUAGUCAUGCUGGCCACGUGACCCGGAAAGCUGUUUGUGGACAAACUCCUCAGCCUUAAGCAAGAUGAGCGCUGCAAGCAUAGUCACCUUUGGUUGGACUUAACCGUUCAUGGGCCCUAUACCUUUACUUCUAUCUUUUACAUUGUUUAAUUGGCCGAAGGCCCGGGAGAACAGGAAUGUUUUUGCCUGGUGCCUAAAUAUUGAGCCUCCCUGAGGAAAUCAUUCUACAAGUGAGGAUACACCCCAGAAAAGGCCUGUAGAUAAAGGGCCUUUCCUACAUACUACUCGAGAUGUCUGUGAUGAGAUGAAUCAAAGUUCAGGAAUUGCAUCUUGCUUUGGUAUAGAAAAGUUGGUAAGAGGUUUAUCCUGUGGCAGUCAAAUGUUGAAUUCUACCAUGGAUGUAUUUAACUACCGUAUUUCACCACAUAAUGGCCACAUUUUUUUGCCGAUUUUUCUUUUAAAAAGGGAGGGUGCAACUAUUACACUGUGGCGACUUUUACACGGUGAAAUAACGGUAAGAAGCAACAACAUGCUAUGGACUCCGGUUUCUUUAAUAGGGCAAUGGUUCAAUAGGUGCAAUACAAAGCAAAUGGCACAGACAUUGUCCUUUCCAUUCGAGAUCUUGCCUUCUCCCUGUGCGAAGUUCUGUCAAAAGAGGAGGCGGCUUCAGUUGUCGAUUAAAGUUAUUUCUUCCUGGGUUUCUCAUUCCCUUUCAAUGCUAUUCGCUCGUGCAGAGGUGGAGGAAGGAAUCACGGAUGGGUGGUGGAGGUGGUUGCUCGUCUGCUGCUUCCUCUUCUUCGCUGGGGUGGCCCCAGGGCGCAAGCUCAGGUUGGUGGCAGUAACAGCAGCCUGGGCCUGGCUUUGCCUGGCCUCCUCCAGCUGGCAAGCCAACGAGGGCCCGGACUCCCACCCUCACCCCUUCAGGAGCCUGCUGUGCCGACCCUUGGCUCGCACCAGAGUUAUACCCUGCUACUAUUAUGCGGUGAAUAUUUUUGGGGUACCCAAAAGGGUGGUGCAACUGUUAUGCAGUGGUGACCAUUACGCGGUGAAAUAUGGUAGUGGUUUUAAAAAAAUUAAUCCCGCUCUUCAGUAAAAAAGGUACCCAGAGCAGCUUAUAAAUGACUUUAAAAAGAACAUAAUUUCUGCCUUCAAGCUUACAGCCUAAAAAGACAAAACAAAAGGAAAGAGUGGAAGAAACAAAUGAACUUAGGUGCAAGUUGUAAGCUAUAAUUUUUAGUGACUGAUUGGGAAAAUAAUAACAAAAACAUCAGGGAAGCGAAUUGAAAAAUUUGAGUAGAUUAGCUGUGAGCUAAUAAGUAAAUGGCAGAAAAGCAAAUUUAUUUGAGAAACUAAAGCCAGAACACAAUUGAAUAAAAUUGUGCCUCUCUUUUUCCUAGUUCAUAAUUUUUUUUACCUAAUACCUAGGCUUGAGACCAAUGACUCAAUCAUAUACCGGUCUACUCAGAAGUAAGCAUUCAGUUCAAUGGGGCUUGCUGCUAGGUAAAAUACGUUAGAAUCUGCCACCUAAUUCUCACUCUGUAUAGUAUGAAGUUUUUCCUUAGCCGAUUUAGGAAUAUGAGUGUUCUUUGUUUGGAUUAGUUAUACAUACGACAGUGCUCCUCUUAGGCUUAAUUAUAGCUAAACAUGAUUUUGUUAGAUCCAACGUUUCUAACAAAUGCAUUUUAAAGACAUGGGUGUAGUUUCCAAGCACUGGCUGGAAUCCAUUAAAUCCAUUUCAUUAUUUUUUUUUAAAGUUAUUCCUUAUUGACUUUGGGUUGGCCAAAAAGUACCGGGACAACAGGACAAGGCAACAUAUACCAUAUAGAGAAGACAAAAAUCUCACUGGCACAGCCAGAUACGCCAGCAUCAAUGCACAUCUCGGCAUUGAACAGAGGUAAGGUCCAAGCAAUUUCUGUAAUGAUGCUAGAAGCUGUUAAUAUUUGGGAUCUUGAAUGGACACAACCUAAAUGAAGUUUAAUUUCUCGCUAAAGAAAUUAGCUAAGAAAUGAAGGUAGAUUAAAUGUUCUCAACAGUUUAGUAUCUUCUUGUUAAAAUGAUUCCCUCACAACAAUUUCAGUAAACUAGGAUCUGUCAAAGCCUGUUUUACAAAUAAAACAAUCCAUUUCUUUCCAUCUGCAUGACACAAUGUAAAAUUCCCCAAACCCAGAUUCUGUUCAGUAGUUUUGGUAAAGUAUUAUACUGCUAGUGUUUGGGUUUCUAUGUAUGCCAGUUGUUUUGAAUGGGGAGAGCUUGCUCUUACUAUGUUUAGAACUAUUUUGGUUGUUUAAAUUUUAGUUGCCUAGUUCUUGCUUCUAGAAAGAUGGCUGAAUAAUAUCAUCUAAGUAGAUUUCCAUGACUCACUGAAAAUGCUAAACUCUGCUUAGAGCACAUUCCUAUCUUGUGGUACUAUUCUGUUUCUAGACUUCUAGGUCCUCAUUCCCAAAAUCAAAUGUACCCCAAAAAACUAAAUUUGUUUAUAACUCAGGUUAUGUAUUGGUAUGUUGGCAGUUUUAUUGAUCACCAGCUUCCUUUCAAACCAUGCUAAGUCCUCAGAUGGCAAGUGCUUUUAUACCUUUUAAGCAUAAACUAAAAAACAACAACACCUGCCUCUUCCUCCACAGUCGUCGUGAUGAUAUGGAGUCACUAGGAUAUGUAUUGAUGUACUUUAACAGAACCAGCCUGCCGUGGCAAGGAUUAAAGGUAUGUCAUGAAAUUUUACUUGAGGUUUAUAUUCUCCCCCCCAAUCCAUCACUCCCACUAGUGUAGUAGAGAACACUGCUACACAUAGUACUGUAUACUUGGCUCAAUUGUUAAAAAGGCCUCAUAACUCCAUGGUGUCAAAUGUUUUCUCCACAUACAGUGGUACCCCGCAAGACGAACGCCUCGCAAGACGGAAAACCCGCUAGACGAAAGGGUUUUCCGUUUUGGAGGCGCUUCGCAAAACGAAUUUCCCUAUGGGCUUGCUUCGCAAGACGACAGCCCAUAGGGAAAUCUCAGGGACAGCGGGAAGCGCAGCGCGUCUUCCCCACUGUCCUCGGACCUCCUCCGAAGCCUGGCGGCGGGGCGGGGACACCUCCUCCCGCCGCCGCCGGGCUCGGAAGGCUCCUCCGAGCCGGGCGGGGGAGGGAACACCUGCCGCCGCCGCCCGGCUCGGAAUGGUGCUCCGGCCGGGCGGGGGGAGGGAAGACCUGCCGCCGCCGCCCGGCUCGGAACGGUGCUCCGGGCCGGGCGGGGAGGGAAGACCUCCGCCUCUGCCCGGCUCGGAACGGUGCUCCGAGCCGGGCGGUGGGAGGGAAGACCUCCCCGCCGCCGGGCUUCGGAAGGCUCCUCCGAGCCGGGCGGGGGGAGGGAACACCUGCCGCCGCCGCCCGGCUCGGAACGGUGCUCCGAGCCGGGCGGGGAGGAAGACCUCCCCGCCGCCCGGCUCGGAACGGUGCUCCGAGCCGGGCGGGGGAGGGAAGACCUCCGCCUCUGCCCGGCUCGGAACGGUGCUCCGAGCCGGGCGGUGGGGAGGAAGACCUCCCCGCCGCCGGGCUCGGAAGGCUCCUCCGGCCGGGCGGGGGGAGGGAACACCUGCCGCCGCCGCCCGGCUCGGAACGGUGCUCCGAGCCGGGCGGGGGAGGGAAGACCUCCCCGCCGCCGGGCUCCGGAAGGCUCCUCCGAAGCCGGGCGGGGGGGAGGGAACACCUGCCGCCGCCGCCCGGCUUCGGAACGGUGCUCCGAAGCCGGGCGGGGGGGAGGGAAGACCUCCCGCCGCCGCCCGGCUUCGGAACGGUGCCCGAGCCGGGCGGGGGGAGGGAAGAUCUCCCGCCUCUGCCCGGCUCGGAACGGUGCUCCGGCCGGGCGGUGGGGAGGGAAGACCUCCCCGCCGCCCGGCUCGGAACGGUGCUCCGGGCCGGGCGGGGAGGGAACACCUCCCGCCGCCGCCCGGCUCGGAACGGUGCUCCGGCCGGGCGGGGAGGGAAGACCUCCGCCGCCGCCCGGCUCGGAACGGUGCUCCGAGCCGGGCGGGGGGAGGGAAGACCUUCUGAAGGCGGGCGGGGGCGAAAGUCUUUGCUCCCCCUGCCUGCCUGUCCCGGAGGGCUUUGAAGGCGGGGAGCAAGACUUUCGCCCCCGCCCGCCUUCAGAAGAGGUCCAGGACCUCUUCUGAAGGCUGGCGGGGGCAAAAGUCUUUGUCCCCCUGCCUGCCUUCCCAGGGGCUUUAAAUUGCCCCGGACAGCGGAGAAGUCCUCCGCUGUCCCGGGUGAUUUUAAAAUGCCGCCCGCCAGCAUUUUAAGAUCGCCCGGACAGCGGAGAAGUCCUCCGCUGUCCCGGGUUUUUUUAAAAUGCUGGGGGUGGGAAGAAAAGCCCUUGCCCCCCCCCCAGCCUUCAGAAGAGGUCCGGGGACAGACUGUCCCCGGACCUGGUCUGAAGGCGGUUUCCCUAGGAACGCAUUAAUUGAUUGUCAAUGCAUUCCUAUGGGAAACCGUGCAUCGCAAGACGAAAAACUCGCAAGACGAAGAGACUUGCGGAACGAAUUAAUUUCGUCUUGCGAGGCACCACUGUAUCUUGAAUAAAACAAACACAGUAUGCUUAAUGCACAAUAACCAUAUGAUGUAGGCAUUAGACUGCAAUAAAUGGCAUUCAGCUACAUUCAAAACUUAAUACCAGAUUGACCUUCAUUUCCUUUGCAAUAUAUUGUGGUACUGUGGUACCUCGGGUUAAGAACUUAAUUCGUUCUGGAGGUCUGUUCUUAACCUGAAGCACCACUUCAGCUAAUGGGGCCUCCUGCUGCCGCUGCGCCUCCGCUUCAUGAUUUCUGUUCUCAACCUGAAGCAAAGUUCUUAACCCCAGGUAAUAUUUCUGGGUUAGCGGAGUUUGUAACCUGAAGCGUAUGUAACCCGAGGUACCACUGUACUUGGAGAUUUCAUAUAAAGCCUUGUCCAUCAAGGUUCUGUCCAUCUGAUAUUUGCAGCUGUCCUUGUGUCACAUAUAUUUAUCCAUGUGUCCCACAGGCUGCAACAAAGAAACAGAAAUAUGAAAAGAUUAGUGAAAAGAAGAUGUCUACUCCUGUUGAAGUUUUGUGUAAGGUGAGAGAAAAGCUGUUGUUAAGAACGUUAAUUGCUUUGGCAAAGAGCUAUCUUUUCAUUAGUAAAGUAGCCAAGAACUCUUAGACACAAUAUAAAUUCUUUUCUUUGUUUUCCUGCUCUUAAAAAACAAAACUUGCAAUAAUCCAGAACUGAUGUCUUGCAUUUAAGACCUACGAGAAUCUUUUCUGUAAGUCACUGUUUGUCUAAUUCUGUUUGCAGGGUUUUCCUGCAGAAUUUGCAAUGUAUCUGAACUACUGUCGUGGCUUGCGCUUUGAAGAGGCUCCUGACUACAUGUAUCUGAGGCAGUUAUUCCGUAUCCUUUUCAGGUCAGUGGGGCUGAGGGUACCACAAAACCUUUGAGCAUAACAGUGAUAAACUAGCAAGUGUUUAGAACUAGAAAAAAAGUUCUGCUGACUUUUUAUCAGCUUUAACAGAAACCCGUAGCCCUCACCAGGAUAGCCUUAAUCUCCAUCUGGUUGAGGAUUAGCCUGUCACCAGCAGCACUGAAAACAAAUAUAACAUGCAUUAUCUUCAAACACUUACCCAGAUCAGUCAGGUUUUUUUUUGUUUUUUAAAUUGAGUAAAUGCAUGAAUUAUCUGUAAAAGAUCAAAUCUAGUAUUUCAGCAGAAGAAACUACCUUUAUUUCAUUGACCACUUCAGUUAACUUAAUUUGUCAAGAGUGGAAAGCCAAGCAACAUUUAAAGAUAUAUGGCUGCAAUAAAACACAGUUCAUGAUGUCACAUUUCCCAGGGCAAUGGGGUUGUAAGCAAAAUUUGCCCCAAAUUUACAAGCUGGUUGGAUGAACGUAGGCCUUGUGUUUUAGAAAGAAUAUGGACAUACUGGGAAGGGGAAUGGUCCUUGUAUACUAAAAUGGUUUUGUAUCUGAAAUUUCAUGUUACUACCCAAGGUUCAAGCUGGUUUGUAUGUGUAAGUUGUACAUUAAUUACAAUGUAAGCUGUCCUUACUGUUUAUAAAUGUUGAAUUGCUCAAAAUGGAUUACAGCUUUAAUACAGACUAUUAUAAUAGAAAAUGACCAAGAUCCCAAGUGUCACAUGUGAUGGUCUGCACAAAUCAAGCAAUUUUUUUGAGUACCGUAUUUUUCGCUCCAUAGGACGCACUUUUUCCCCUCCAAAAAUGAAGGGGAAAUGUGUGUGCGUCCUAUGGAGCGAAUGCAGGCUUUCGCUGAAGCCUGGAGAGCGAGAGGCAUCGGUGCGCACCGACCCUCUCGCUCUCCAGGCUUCAGGAAGCUAUCCGCAAGCCUUGCAAGCCCGGUGGGAGUUCCCGCGGGCUCACAAGGCUUGCAGGCAGCAGCCUGCAGCCCCGGCGAGUGUCCGCAAGCCUUGCGCGCCCGGCAGGAGGUCCCGCCGAGCGCGCGAGGCUUGGGGCAGCAGCCUGUCGCCCGAGCACGGGAGCCCUCCGGAGGGCUCCCGUGCUUCGGGCGAGUGUCUGCAAGCCUUGCGCGCCCGGCAGGAGGCCCCGCCCAGCGCGCAAGGCUUGGGGUGGCAGCCUGUCGCCCGAAGCACGGGGAGCCCUCCGGAGGGCUCCCCGUGCUUCGGGCGAGUGUCUGCAAGCCUUGCGCGCCCGGCAGGAGGUCCCGCCCAGCGUGCAAGGCUUGGGGCUGCAGCCUGUCGCCCGAGCACGGGAGCCCUCCGGAGGGCUCCCGUGCUUCGGGCGAGUGUCUGCAAGCCUUGCGCGCCCGGCGGGAGGUCCCGCCCAGCGCGCAAGGCUUGGGGCUGCAGCUUGUCGCCCGAGCACGGGAGCCCUCCGGAGGGCUCCCCGUGCUUCGGGCGACUGUCUGCAAGCCUCGCGCGCCCGGCGGGAGGUCCCGCCCAGCGCGCAAGGCUUGGGGCUGCAGCUGUCGCCCGAAGCACGGGAGCCCUCCGGAGGGCUCCCGUGCUUCGGGCGAGUGUCUGCAGCCUUGCGCGCCCGGCGGGAGGUCCCGCCCAGCGCGCAAGGCUUGGGGCUGCAGCUGUCGCCCGAAGCACGGGAGCCCUCCGGAGGGCUCCCGUGCUCGGGCGAGUGUCUGCAAGCCUUGCGCGCCCGGCGGGAGGUCCCGCCCAGCGCGCAAGGCUUGGGGCUGCAGCUUGUCGCCCGAAGCACGGGGAGCCCUCCGGAGGGCUCCCGUGCUUCGGGCGAGUGUCUGCAAGCCUCGCGCGCCCGGCGGGAGGUCCUGCCCAGCGCGCAAGGCUUGGGGCUGCAGCUUGGCGCCCGAAACACCGGGAGCCCACCGGAGGGCUCCCCAUGAUUCGGGCGAGUGUAUGCAAGCCUCGCGCGCGAGGCUUGGGGCGGUAGCCUGCAGCCCGAAGCACGCGAGGCUUGGGGCGGCAGCCGCGGGGGGGGGAAUAAUUUUUUUUAUUCAUUCCCCCCCAAAAAAACGAGGUGCGUCCUAUGGACCGGUGCGUCCUAUAGAACGAAAAAUACGGUACUCCAAAAAGCUUCGGGUGGUUGCCUCAUAGCAUGGAUAGGUAGCCAGAUGGAGGAAGGGAACUGGGUGCAGAGAUAAAUUAUUUCCUCCCACACUAGCAUGUGAAGUGCUUUACACUUUAUGUAUGGGGCUCUUUGGAUCUUGGCCAAUACUUUGUAAAUGACGGCUAAGUGGCUUUCAAACUUGCUGCAAACAGGUUUUUAAUUAUUAAUCCACCACACUACUCAAUCUUCAAGUGUUUUACAAAGCAUUAUUAAUUUUAGGCUUCAGUAAAAUUUGUCUGCUAUAUAACGGCAAUGUAGGUAUUGCAUUGCAGUGAAUAUUCUGCUUUCUUUUUCUUUUUCUGCUCACUAGGACUCUGAAUCACCAAUAUGACUACACAUUUGACUGGACAAUGUUAAAGCAGAAAGCAGCACAGCAGGCAGCCUCUUCCAGUGGGCAGGGGCAGCAAGCCCAAACCCCCACAGGCAAGCAAACUGACAAAUCCAAGAGUAACAUGAAAGGUUAGUAGCCAAGAACCAAGUGACGUUACAGUCCAAAAAUAAUAAACACUAAUUUGGAUGUCGGUGAAGUUAAGUGUUAGAUCAAGGAGGCCAUUAAAAACAUACAUUUGGCUAUUUAGUAUUAAAGAAAACGGACGUCCUUGGAAAAUUUGACUACUAACUUUAAACCAAGUGUCCUUGUUUUUCAUAUCAUUUCUUUGGGGAUGUUGGGUCAUUUUAACCACUGCAUCUUCUGCUCCCGCAUUAACCCCUCUUCAAAACUGGCUUGGUGUUGGGAACAUGACAAACAGUAUGAUCCAAAAUCCUAGACCUAACACUUUUUAAGAGGAAAGCCUUCUAUUUCCUUUUUCUAUUGGGUCAGCAUUUAGAAGCUUUGGUACGGGUACCUUUAUUCUUGCAUCCAAAAUGAAGAUGGAAAAGUAGGCAUGAUCUCACUUGGAAUUCUGCCUAAAGCACUUGUGUGAUGGAUUUUUAUUCCUUGGCAUAGAUAGUGUUAAUUUUCCAUCUUCAAUUACAAAUCCAGGCAUGGAUUAUCCUGUGGGGUGAACUAAUAAGGGGACUCUUUAAUUUAAAUUGAAUUUUAACUGUCCAUUACGUUAAGUUUUUGCUUUUAUUAAAAUGUGGAUUCAAAUGAAAACUGAAUUUAAUAUGUUUUCAACACUGACACCUCUUAAACUGGUUUUCUAUGAAGACCAAACCAUGGGAGAACUUCUGUCCAAAGCUUAAUAAAUACAGCCCAGUACUGUAUAUCCUGGGCUUUUGUGGCUAUAGGUGAGCCAUGUCCUCUAUCAGGUUGGCUUGUUACCCACAAAGGAGCUCACUCUGCUCCUUCCUAGAAUGGGGGUUCCAAGAUCUCUCAGGGUGAUGCACUUCAUGAGGCAGCUUCAUGAGGUGACAUCUACAGAAUUGCAAAUGGUGGAUGCCACAUCUGCAGUAAUUCAGGUUUAAACAGAACCCAUUUUACAGCAGGAAGGUAGACAGUAAGAUAGCUAGGAGCUGAGCCUGCUGCUAACCUGUGGUGGGAAUGGAUAGGGUUGUACCUGUCAUAGGGGACCAUCAUGCCAGUCCUUGAAUAAAGAGUCUGAAAAACAAUCCUAGUGUGGGUGGGGGGUGGAAUACACCUAUUCCAGACAAGAAAGAAUGAGGUGGAGCUCACAAUGCGCUGAAGGAAAUAGUAGAAAAUCUCUCAAAUUUUAUUGUGCGCUUAACACAUUUGAAGCGUAGCCAUUCACUAUUGUCUUCUGAAUAAGGUGUUAAAGGGGGAAGGGGGACAAUGAAGGUCUAUGAGUUAGUGAAGACUUCACUCUUCUUGAGAAGCAGAGUCUCCAAAAAUGCCAGAAACUGGGGUGUCUGAAGAGAAGAGAAGCCUUCAGUGAAGCAAUCUGAGACAAGACUGUGAUGAUUGUACCUACCUGUACUUAACAUGGAAUAAAGUGAAGUUACCUGCUGAAAUUGGUUUGCAUCCUGGUAUCCGUGGGGCAGACAUGGUCAAAAGAUAAUAGAAUGGAACAAAGAGGUCUGGGCCAAAGGGACUACAAGUCUUCAUAGAUUUGAGCAUCCAGUUCUUGGCUUUAGCAGACAAACAACCUAUGUUUUACCAUAUUCAUCCACUGAGUUCACUUGAGUUGCCUUGUAAGUCCUAUUUUGUAGUCUCAAGUCCUUGAAUACUGCAAUUUGCUCAAUUCACAAAUGGUAAACAUUAUUACUCUUACCAGCUGAACUUGAAUUACUACUUUUCAUAAAAUGGAAAAAAUAGUCUGUCCAGUAAUAAGCAAAUGCUUCUGAAAAGUCUGCUUAAUCUUAAAGUAGAUAAUCUUGAUCCGUGCCUUUACAUGAGGAGAGGGAGACAAGACAGCAGAAAGCACUAAUUUCGCAUUUCUCCACCAAGUACAAAUAAUUCUGUAGGGCCAGAGGAAUGUGAGUUGAACAAAACUUGAGAUUGCUGGCUAUUUUGUUAUUCUGAGGUGGGGCAGAGGAGUGGAUGCAACACAGAGAAGAAACUCAAGGCAGGUAGGGAAAGGACAGCUUUGUUUGCUCUUCUUAGCAUCUAGGGUUGGUCACAAUUAGCUGUUACACGACUUUCUGGCAAAUAGAAGGCUCUUAUUGGAAAAUAAAUUCUUCCAGUGUUAAACAAAAUAAUCAGGGGGGAGGAGUAUUAAAUGAAAACUGGGACAAGGAAGCAAGGCCUGGUUUUCAGAAUGAAAUGUUGUAAGAAAUGCUUCUCAAGAAGAAAUGACUUCAAAUGAUGUGGACCUAUGUGAACACUCUGGAUCAACUGGUUAGUAAACAUUUUUGCACUUUUCUUAUUUAUUGUACCCACAUAUUGCUGUGCUAAUAUAAGCAGAGCAUAUUGGGGUGGAUUAUUUUGGAGUUUCAAUGUACAAUUAAUUAGUGAAUUUAUGGGAAUAUGUUAAUUGCACUCUUGCUGCUGCUGCUGUAGGACUGAUAUUAUUGAUUGUUCGGCAUAAGUAAAUACUCUGGUUGAAGAUUGUGGAACACUUGUUAUGCCAUAGUGAAAAAAAAACCACUAUUUAAUUUGCUUUUGAGAGGGCUGACACGUUGUUAAAUAUGAGCUUAUAUUUGGCUUUUUCCUUGUAAAUAUUUUGAAGUGACAUCCACAGCAGACCAAGCCUCUGAAUAAGAAUUUAUGAAUGCAAACAUUGUUGUCCUAAAGGAUGGUCACCUAAAGGAUGGUCACAUCCCGUAUUUAUAGCAAACAUUACUUGUUUUAGAGCAAAACAGCUCCGCAGAAUGUAAGAGUUUCCCAUAAACACAAUUCCUACGUGCUUUAAUCAUAUCCCAGCUCUAUGGACCAGUGUGUGUGUGUGUGUGUGUGUGUGUGUGUGUGUGUGUUUUAAAGAAUGGGUCUGGCAAAUUUUACAAUUAAAGCAAGUGUACUCAAUUACAGAAGUUGACUUUUCAUUGUUUUUGUUUCAGGGUCCAUAUAAGAGGUUAUAACUAUCCGUUUGCAACAUCUACAGCUUCAUAGUCAUCUGCUGGUGCCACCAAAACCAGCAGUGCUGCAACUUAAAUACAUAUUGGACAAUAAACUGCAUGCUUCAAACAAGAUAUCUUCAUCCAAUUGGAACCAUGGAUGAUUUCAUAAUAGUAGUUGAUGAAAUGCUCUGUUUGUUAGUGCAACUAACCCUUUUGUGGGUGAUCAGAAUAAAAUCUUUAUUGGCACAGGUCAGUAAUUAUGACCAGGCUUUUAUUUCAUAAGUCAAAAUAGCCAUUGCUGAAAAGUUACUGAAUAUGUGUGUGAGUAGUAUGAAAAAACAACAACAAAAAAACAGGAUUGGAAACCUGCUAGCUUGUCUUACUGGGUGGAGCAACAUAAUGAUUCAGCAAAAAGCUCUUUAGCUGAAAGCAGAUGUUGAAUUUAUUUUUCAGAAUAUCUGAUGUUAGGAACUCAACUUGGGAGAGACAGGGGUGAAAACUUAAGAGUUUGCAGCAGCCAGAAGCAAUUCUGCAAAUGUACAGUGCAUAAGAUCUGCAUGAUGGAGGAAACAUGAAAUGCCACAGGUUUUAUUUAAUGGAUCUUUUAGCUUACUGGAAAUAAGCCACAUUGAAUACAGUAGGGCUUCUGAGCAAAUAUGCAUAGGUUCAGGCUGUUGAUGAAAGAGAAGAGUGUCUGAGAUGAAAAAAACACUGAAAUUUCAAAAUACUUCUACAGCCAACUUGCUUUGACUUUAAUGAAGAGAGCAGGUGGAUUUAAACUAAUUCUUCCCCAAGAUACAGCUGACGUCAGCUGCUCUGACCUGUUGCACAGUUUGUUUAUGAACUGGCCUAUUCUAAUGAACAUUUUGAAGAAAACAAUUACCACACAGAUGGAAUUAGCAGCUUUUCAUCAUUUCCUGAAGGAAAAAAAGGUAGACUGCUUGGAAUCUUGAAAUCUAAUUCAUCACACAAAGAUUACUGAUGCUGUCAAACAUUCGGAAAGAAGACCACGAUCUUGAAGAAAAAUGUGCCAACAGAAUUCAGUUGCAGUAUAAAUCAAGCAUUAAAUUAACUUAAUCUUCCUUGCCUAUAUUUUAACCCAGAAUGCAGGUUAGAUGCCUGACUGAUGAAUAAGACAUUGUGACAUAAGCUUUCUUCAGUAAACUCGCCUGUAACCUCAGCGCUAGAGGUUGACUAUUCAAGGUAUACAUACCUGUUCCUUAACUUUUUUAAAGAAGGCCACUCACUCCAGUGAACUGGUGAAAGCUUUUGUUAAGCAUCUGGAGACACAAGUCCCCCCUCCCCAAGAACUAAACCAGCUUUUCACAGCAAAGCCGCCUCAGCAGGUAGAGAGAGUGCUAUUGGCUUCAUUUGAAAUUCGGCAGUCAAAGAUGAAAAAUGAACUAGGAAAUGAAAAAGCAAUUUUUUCUUUGUUCCGGUCUAUAAAUAAGUUGAUGGUUUUUAUUUGAAGGACAUUGUAAAUAGGAAAUUAUACACUAUUUGAGUUUGUAUUUUAAUAAAAGAAUAGUCUUGGUUUUUUAUGUUAUCUAUAAACAUUGUAAGCAAAGAGUUAAUCUAUUAAAUAAGCACUGUACCAAAAGCCACUUAUUAAAAAGUGUAAUAUGAAAAGUUUCAUAUCUACCUAUAUAGUUUUGAAGCUUCUGUUUAGUUCAAUAUUGCUUAGUUCAUCACAGCCACAGGCUUGUGGUUUACUGUAAUUUUAGAAUGAAAGGAUAUUUAGAUAGUGGAAUUGUCACAAUUGUCAGUUUACCUUCAUUCACGUACAUAGAAAGGUAGUGCAAGAAGUAGUUUUAUGCCUGUAUUCAACUUUGCAUUGUGUAUUCAGAUGAAAUUUCUAUCAAACCCAACUCCUAAAACACCAAGACACUACUGUGGCCAUGAAGAGUUGGCUUUGACAGUAUUUUUUCAUCUUGUUUUGCUUUGUUUCUUGACUAGUAACUGUUUCGACUGGUAAAUUUCCAUCUCCAAAAUAUCACUGCAGACUGGAGCUGAAUCCCCUUAAUGUAACAAAAUGUAUGCACCUUUGGAGGAGUAUUUAGUUUCACUCUGAUUUUGCUAGUAUUUAGUUUGGCUCAAUACCCUGUGUAGAACAAUAUGAAUGUAGCCAGACAAAGAUGGUCAUGGAAACAUAGGAAGCCUGGUUUGCUAAACAAAAAACCCUUUUGUCUAUGGGGACAUCAGUAUCCUAGAUACAAAAUCUUAGAUACGGUGUUUGUGUUUAACCCCUUUUAGGUCCUGUGCAAUAGCCACUCCGAUGUGAUUUGAAAGUAGCUGGUUUACCUCCAAGAAAGUUGUAGGGUUUAAUAAAGGUUAUACACUAUAGCUGGAGUAUGUCUCACAAGUUCAGUUCAGACUAGAAAGUGAGUCAGUAUAUUCUGUGUGAAUAUGCACCACCAAGUUUAUUUAAGCAACCAGUUGAGGUGCAGGGACGCUUUCUCUAGGUAGAACUAAGGAAACUUGCUUGAAAGUAUUGCUCAGUUGAGAAGGGAAACAGAUGUGCACUGCUUCUUGAGGAAAAGCUAAGUGCAGCAGGAGCAAAGUAAAGGCUGUGCUGAAGUAAUGUGUUAAGAGCUAUCAGAGUAAGAAAGCUAAUAGAAUUGUAGCAUCUAACAACACAAUAACAAGCUCUUUUCUCAAUAUUUCUAGACAUUUUUCUUUUUGUGGGUGAGAAAGGGGGGAUUCUGAAUGUGAACAGUAAGGGGAGGGGUAUUGAAGGGUGACAUCACUUUAACUGCAACAUCUCAUGAUGACAUGCACAUGUACAGUUAUAGAAAUUGCAUGUUUUCUAAUUUCACCCCAGACCGUGCUCUUCAAUGGAGGUGUUCACACAGUUAGCUGUAAGCCAGUGAUGUGCAUACCACUGGGAGUCAGCCUUAAUUUGAACAUAAAUAUUGUGCUACCUGCUGCUUUGGUGAUUACUUAGUAGGCUUCCCUUUGUUUUUCACAUUGGUAGUAAUGGGAAAGGCAGUGGCAAUGCACUUGGGCAAGGAGCAGUUAGAACACUAGUUCUUGUGUUGCAAUAUCGUUGAAAGUCUGAAACUUGGGGGUGGGGGACGACUUUCUGGAAAAGGUAAAAUCUUUAAAUGAAGGCUUCUAUGUACUAAACCACUACCAGACUCUGAUGCUUAAGAGAUCUAACAUAUGGUGUUUUCUACCAUAUUUAACUUAUUAAAUGUCUGUGUCUGCAGUAUACAUAUACUGCUAAUUCCAUAGUAUUCAAGGCCAGGCCCAGUGAGUGGUAAUGAUGAAUUUAGGUCACUCCUUCUGUAUAUUUACAUUUCAGUGGAGGUUUUUUCUUCUUCCCUUUCAGUAACCUUAAUUAUAGUACAGACAAGAGGUUGCCUCCUUAAUUUCAAAAUAGAAACCCAGUGGGCCAAUUGCUAAGUUUUGGUCAGCAUUAUACUAUCAAUUUAAACUUGUAAUUGAAAACUGGAAGACUGUCACCUGAACUAAAUAAAGCUUUUUUCUUUUUUCUUUGAUACCACUGGGCUUGUGCCUCUGCAGUUUUUCCUCACUGAGUGAAGAUGACAAACUACUGUAUAUAUUAAAUGCCAGUGUGCCUGGAGCUAGUGGUCUAUAGUCUCUAACUGCAUAAUGUCAAGUCAAGCAUGGGUUAUUGCAGAACAAUGAGUCGUACAAGUGAUGUUGACUCUUAUCCUGUACCCUCUACUAUCCACAGGAGCGUAGAAAUAUUACUUCAAAGCUUUUACUGUGGAGUAAAUGCUUUUCUCCUAAUGUUAGUACAUAUAGAUGCUUUUGUUCAGAAUAGCUUUUGCCUUAAUUAUUAUUUUUGGUUUCAGAUUAGCGCAGAGUUCAAGUUUUGUCUUACGUAUAAUCAACACAUUUAAGGUAAUUUCAUUAAUAAAACAAUUUUGAAAUGUUUUCGUACACUUAAGUAGAUUUUUGUUUUUAAUGCGGUUUGUCAAGUCUUGAGUUACUUUAGUUGUGUUAAUUUCUGAACAACGGAAAGCACAUUCUCAAAAAACAAAUGUCAUAGCUGUGUAACUGUCUUGGUGAUGGUUCCUCCAGCAGAUUCUGUCAAACUUAAUUCUGAAGAGCGGAGUUAAACCCAGAAGAUUAAAAUUGUAAAUUGAAACCAUCUAACUUAUUUCUGAGGGAAGACUUCUAUCAGUACUGCUAAUAAUACCUAGGUAUCCCAUAUCCCUUGUAUCAUACCUGACCUCUAAUGCUAAGGCCUAUGAACUGGCUGCAUAUUUUAAAAUGCACACCAGCUAUAUUUGUUAUGCAAAGGGUGUUUGUUUUUUAGUCCUUUGAAGUUUAGUAGUUUAAUAUUGAGGACAGUCAGAAUUAAGUGACUAAUUUAGACCAACAGACAGUGGGCUUGUGGGUUGCUGCCAACUUUCUGAUUAAUAGUGAUUUCAGGUGUGCAACAUGCAAAUGUGCAGAAGAGUAGAGAGGGCAAAUGAUAGAAAACUUAAAAACUUCCAAUCUCUAUUCAGACUAAAAGUUUUGUAGGUGGUAGUCUUGAAAGCCAUGAAACAAUUGCCCCCAAUCUUCUGACCUAGAUUAUAAGAAUAUUUACUUUCUGCAGAGGUGAAAGGAAUUCUAGUGUGUCAUCAGUCUAUCUUGUUGCACAAUCCCAACAUUACUGAAGGGAAUAGAACAUAUUAAAAGCUAGUUCCAAAGAUCUCCACAAACAAUCAGGAGAUCUUUCCACCCACACAUGGCUGUUAACAAUUUUUCUAUUGGGUUGCAGCUCCCCAAAGAAAUAUUAGCACAGUAGAUCGUCGCCUGAACAUAGAAAAGUUUCUCAGAAGCUGUGAGGAGGAGCCCAAGACAUACUUAUGAUUAAAGAAGCUAUAAGUUUAAGGAAUGAAUAGAAAAACUGCCAACACGGAAGAAGUUGGGAAUGGGGUAGUUAACUAUGGCUUACAUUAAGACAUCUUAACUUAAAAUGGAUUUUAGUAAUUUUUAAAUUGUGAAUCUACUGGUAAAAUGUGACUGUUUAUAAGUUCUGCUAGACUACUACCUGAAUAAAAGAGAAGGUUAUAGUUGCACACUUUAAAAUUAACAUGCUGAAUUCCAGACUAUCUAGGAAAUACUGAACUAAAAAUUCUUUUAAGAAGUUCUUCCUUCACAUAACCUUUGUGGCUGCAUACUAAAAUGAAGAGUUAUUGGAGAUUAAACAUCAUACUGGUUCGUGGAUGUUGGCGCAGUGUCCUUAACUUUGAAAAUUGCCACUGAAUCCACCUGUGUAGUUGUAGUUUGAAAAUCUAUUUCUGAGUGGUUUCCAAUCUUCAUAUUUUACUCAAGGUCUGUAGUGGAAGUUGGGAGAACAAAUUUCCAGCUGUCAGGAAAAAACCUUACCAGCAAUUUCCAGUCAGUUGUAUUUUACUGGACGGUCCUUUUCUGCACUUGUCCUGAUCAUGUCCUUGCCUGGUUAUACAGACUAUUGGGAGUUUCUUUGACAACUGCUUCUCAGCCUAUGAAGCAGGAUGCUAUGGUGGGUCACCAAAGCAGGUAGUUCUGUUUUGCUGAUACUGAAGCUGUAUAGCAACAGGACACAACAUUGCAUUCAAAAGCGGAAAAAUUCUCUCCCCCAGGAAAGCAGCUGGCAUGGGGAUGACCGGUUCUCCAAACCCAGGGAGAAAAUAAUAGCCAUAGGAAGUACGUUUCCCAUUCAGUCCCAGUAAGGAAUGGGGGAGAGAAAAUGUAGAGGUUACUGACUGCUAAAAUGUAAUUCAGGAAUAGCUUGAAAGAAGUUGCCUCUGAGUAGAACACAAAUCCACAUCAUUCCAAAUAAGAAAAGGCUCACCAAAAAACUUCCAAGGCCUAUUUGUGUGCUACUGAAUAUUUGUCCAGGGAUAUAUAUAUUUGUUUGAAAUGAAUGUGAGAUAAAGUCCUUCCCGAAACCUUUGUUUUUCAGUAACAGAGUUUGCUGUGCCUAGACCCUUUGUGAGAAGUCUCUGUCCCCCCCCCCAACUUCCUCUUGUUUUCCAGAGGAAUCUGUUUCUAUAAUUUAUCGUUCUUUUAAAAGCCAGUCUACUGCUGAUUGGUCUCAUAAUUCACCCUGCUUUUGCACUACCACCCCAUCCCUUUCUCUGGAAAAGGAAAGGUGGUUUUUCACUUCCCUCAUAGAAGCUGUGUUGUCAGUGUUUUGUGUUUUGUGUUUGAGUCCCAUCAACUGCUAAAAUGUAGGUAUUCAUUCUCUGGCAUACCAGCAGUACAAACAGUGAUUAUGAAGGGAGCUUGUGAAUGAAGGGCAACAGUGUAUAUAGCUUAUUUUUAUAAAAUGAUUGCUGCCUCAAUGUCAGUGGAGAUAGAAAUAGAGAUGGAGGAGAAAUUGGUUUUAAAUGGAUUUAUACGUGGAAAUUGUUUGUUCCAACCUAAUUGAGCUUUGCCUGCAUCAGAUAGUCUCAGGUAUUGAACGCCUGCCUAUGUCUGAGCCACUUAUCCAUUAACAGUUAUUUUUAAAGCCUAAUUAUACGCAGAAUUAUACACACGAAAACGUAUAUUGUAAUUGCAACGCACACAAGUCCUAUGUGGUACCAUAUUUCUGCAGCAUAAUUUUAUUUAUUAACACAUGUAUUCUUAUACAGCUAUAUGCAUUGUUGUAUAUAUCUCUGUGUUGGUUACUUUAGGAAACCUUGAGCAUGUAUGUGUAUAAUAAUGCGUAUAAUAUAUGUGAGUUCUUCAUAUUUUUAGUGGAACUGAUAAAGUAACUCAUCAUCAAGAAUAAGCUUAGCAUCAGUGUUUUCAUAAAAUUGCUUCCCUAAUCUGAUAUUAUAGUUUGUCUACUCUUGAUGGCUUCCUUCAUAUAUUUGGAUUAGGUAGAUUCCUUAUGGAAACUGUACAGGGCAUUUAAAUAGAUGUAAACAAGUUGGAUUUAGAAUAAAUGUGAUUUAGUAAACAUUACUGGGUUUAUACAUAGAAUUAAGUUUCAUAACAUCCUAACUUGAACAGCUGCAGUCAAACAAAACUUUGCAUCAUUUAGCAGUAUUGCAACGUAAUUGUAAGGACUAUUAAGCCUAACCUAAUGCUGCUAAAUGUUCAUCAGCAGUCUGCAACUUCCAUUCUGUGCUGGUAAUCCCAGUAGUGUUUUACAAUUUGAGAAACCACAAAGCUACAUUAGAUGAGAAAUCACUAUUAAAUAAAACUCUUAAAUGGGUUCCUUGUGGCCAGACUAACAUUUCUUUAUUUGAAACGUUUGUCGAGUACUUUGAUGCGACAUACCUUCCCUUUCAUUCAGAAAAGAGAUCUCUCUGACUCAGCUCAUUGGCAAGGACCAGACUGUACAUUCCUUCUGAAAGAAUGGAUGCUGCUGGAAAUUGCUGGAUAAAUGUGUAUAUGAAUGGUAGAAAAGCAAAAGCAUUGUUCACUUUUGUUUUGCUAUGGGCACACACCAUGGCUUGAUUUUACAGUAAUCUGUACUGGUUAUGUUUUAUUGCAGAAGUUGGCUGUUUAAGCAAGUCUCUCAAUCCUGGUUGCAGGUGGCAACCAUCCUUUGAGUCUCUUUCUUAGACCCACAUUUUGGAUUAUUUGUAGUGGUGCACAGCAAAAUCUAUAUAGCCGCAGUUUCAAACACAGAUAAAACAAUUAUCUCAAGUGACAAUGUUUUUCUUAUGUAGAGAGCAAGUACUUGUAAGUUUCCAGCUUUUGUACGCACUUCCCUGGGAGGAAGCCCUAUUGAACUCAGUGGGACUUGCUUUUGUGUUGACAUGCAUAGGACUGCAUCAUAAGCCGUGUACCGGCUGCUCUUAAUUCUACAGUCUGUUCCCUUGCACAUUCAUGAAUCAGGGCUGCAAGCUUCGUUCAAUGGAUAGGCAGCAACUUGAAUCAGUUGGACUUGAGUUAAGAAUAUGCUCGUUAUUUCAAGGGCCAAUUUUUGUUAAUGUAGAGUAUGAGAGAAGGCCACUUCUAGUGGCCUUUCUAACAGACCAGUUUCCGGUAUCCUAAACAUGCAAAUCUAUUUAAAUAUAAUUGGCUAAAAGAAAAGUGUUAAUGAGCUAAGCAGCCCUAGCAUGAAUGUAUCAAGAAAUAUCAUACUUCACUAAUGGUGGUUGGAUUAUGAAUAGCGAUGAUGCGUUGCUAAGACUGGCGGCCAAUAGUAGCAUCGCCUUAAGGAAAAUGUGAAUUAUUGCAUGCCUUUCUCUUGGUGUACAAGUAGGACUCUUUUUACAUGGGGCAAGGCUGCUAUCAAACAAACUCAAUCAAGCACGGAUUUAAGUCUGUAAUUUUGAAUUGAGUAGCAUUUUCCUUUGAAGGCCAUAAUGUUUGUUUAAAGCCUCCCACUCAAGUGGCUGUUUUUUAUUUCCAAAUAUCAAAGUGUUCUGUUUGCUUUCCAGGUUUUUGAGCAUGAAGAAGAGAACAGAUGAAGCAGAGCAGAAUGGAGCAGGAUCUAUCACUCCCCAAAUCCUAGGAAUUUUAGUUCAUAAACACACUUGCCGGUGGUUGUGGGCAACCAUCUACUUGAUGUAAAGAACUUAAUUUCAGUAUAAACUGGCUCUGGGCAGCGCCGUUGAUGCUGCAGCUUUGAGUUGUAGCAGCUGUAAUUGUGAAUAUUUCUGAGAUAGUGAAACAUGGUGUCCAGUUUUCUAUUGCAUUUUUUCAAGUGGAAAAGUUUAACUGAAUGGUUGACACACAAGUGGUGGAAAGAAUUGUGCAUAUGCCAAUUUUUGUAACCUUUUUACUUUGAACUACACUGCUUAUGAGAUCUCAUUGUUUUGGAAGAAUGGCAUGAACAAGUCUUCAGGAACAGUUGUGGUAAAUUGUAAAUGCUCACAAUUGUGCACUCUUUCUGGGUAUUCCUCCCUGGUUUUGAAAGCUGUACACUUAAAACAUUCUUAAAAUUGCUGGUGUCUUGAGUGACAUAAGCCAGCUGACAAUGGUAGUAACCAAAGAUUCCAGUUUUUAAGCAUAUGAAAGACUCUGCCUGCUUACCUGUGCUAGAAGUAACAGCAUCUAAAGUGAAGACUUAAGAGAAACUUAGCGACUACUAGAUUAUCUUUAGGACUCUGCAUUAACUCUAUAAUGUUCUUGGUAUAAAAGGAGAAACAGCAUAUUUGUCACAAAUUUAGUUAACAUCUUACAACUGAAACUUGUAUGUAAGUUGUUUAGAUAAAUGUAAUCACUGUAAACAUCUAUAUGAACGAAUUUUGUUUUUAUUUUGGAAACGGGAGCUUUUUUGUUUACAAGUUCAUUAAAAACUAAACUGUUUCUGUAAGGAAAUGAGGUUUUUUUUUAAUUUGCCUUGAUAAUUUGCAAUCUAAAUUAGACACCACCCUUUUUUAAAAUGGGCAACUACAAAGCCAUUUGUUAAAGCAAAAGUCCUAUUUCUUAAUCAUUUUAGAUCUAGUGUUGUAACUCUUCCUCACUUUUGUUUUUCAAUAAAUUUUGUAUUUUUUUUCUGGAUGGGGAGGGGCGCUCUUGCAUUUUUAUAAUCUGUUGCAUCGAUACCCAGCCCACUGUAACAAGAGACUGGAUAAAAAUAAAGGCAUCUUUUCAGACCCAUCACAGCAGCUCACAAGCCUUGCCAUUGUCUUGCAUUGGCUGGACUAAUUUGCAAAAGUAGCUUUGAAGAUUUUAAAUGGAAGUGUGUGGAGGAUUUUAAAAGAAGGAAUUUUCUUUUCAAGUUCUUGUGAAGUGGAUAUGACCAGAUUUACUCUUGUUCUCAGGCAGCAUCUCGGUGUGCGGUGUUCACAUGGGUUACUGCCUUAGGCUAUCCUCACUCUAAUCCAGCUAAAAGAUACUCUUACUGCUGGUGAUUCGUCUAACAGUGUAACUUAUUCCUUUAUAGCAUGUCAGAAUAAAUUUUAAAAGUUGUCUGAAAAUUCUGCCAGAUGCCUAUUGUGUACAUGGUUUUUAUGACUUUCGGACCUGUAACGUGUUUGGGUUGCAGUGCAUAUUAUGCGGGACACUGAAGCUCUUGAACAGUUGUUUUUCCACAAAUUGAAUUUUCAGGUAUUUUAUGGUCAUGUGAACAAGAACAUUUUCAAGAUGCAUAGUCUACUUUUAAGAACAAUUUGUGGAAUGUUAUGUACUGGUAUGGUACAUGCAGGUUAGCUCAGUUAAGUGAGUUGGGCAUUUUACCUUCGCUUUAAAAAAAUGCAGACUGAACAAAAGCUCCUUAAUUGCUCAAGAAUUGAGAAAUGAUUGAAAUGGGUUAUACUGCAGAGACCAUGGGUAAUGUAUGGCACGUCUAGCUGUUGUGAUGCAUUUUUCAGUCUCUCUAGGGAAUGAUAGGAAACUGGUAGAAUAGCAGAUAAAAGUUCAACUUGAAAAUCAGUUGACUUGUUUAGCUACAGCUAUCACCUGAUUGAAGAAAUCUUAGUCUGUUUGCAUAACUUUCACUGAAUAAAUUAGAACAAAUUUGUAUAUAAGUAGCAUUAACAUCAUCAUUUUUUAAGUUUACAUUCAGCCUUCAAUCUGAAGAUUUGCAAAGAGGUGCAUAGCAAUAUAUUAAAAUUCACAAACCAGUACAGGAACCAUAGAACAGAUAUCAAAACAAAAUAUCAAGAAAUAGAAAUUCUGACAAUCAAGCAGUAAUCCAAAUCCACAAGUCAGGACAAAUAAAUGUCGUACAUAAUGCCUAAUCUAGGGGACAGUGCCAUAUCUCUGGUGAGGCAGUUCACACCUGGAGUGCCACAACAGAAGACCUUGCAGGGCCUCUCCUGCAGAUCCUUCCAGCCAUCCUGUACUUUAAUAGUACUUGUGCCCUAAACCAAAAUCAGCACCUUAAAUUGGGCUGGUAGCAAACAGACAGACCAUGCUGGUCCUUAAGGAAUCACUGCUACAGGAUCCUGCUUCGCUGCAGUUUCUGGACUAUUUUCAAGGGCAGCACCACACAGAGAACACCACAGUACUCUAUUUGAGAGGAUGCAUGUAGUACUACUGUUGUUAAAAAGAACAGUAUCUAGGCAUAGGUGUUCCUUGGCACUUGCACCACCUGGGCCUCAAGGUAAUAUUGACCCCAAGACCCAUCUCUAAGCAAGGAUUGCAACUCCAUCCAGAACAGGCAAUCUUCCUCACUUCCCAAAUAGUCUUUCUAGGGUUUAGCUUCCGUUUAUUGGCCUUCAUCCAGCCCAUUGCCUCCAGGCAUCUGUCCAGCACCUGAAUCAGCCUCUUCUGAUUCAGAUGGAGGAUGAGGUUGUGUGUCAUUGGCCUGCUAAUGCCAUUUUACUUCCAAAUUUCCAGAUAACAGCUUCCAAGAGAUAGUAAAGAGCAUGGGGACAGACUUGUGCCCUGCCAGAUUCCACAGCAUAACUGCCAGGGGACAGAGCACGAGUCUCCCAGUGCUACUCUCGAAUAUUAGUUCUGCAGUUAAGAUGCACUAUAAUAUGGUGCCUCUGACUCGCAACCCACAGAGCUGAUUCAGGAGCAUACUAUGGUUAAUGGUAUCAAAUAGCCAUGGAGAAUAAGAGAACCAGGAGGAUUGCCCCUUUUCUGAUAAAGGUCAUGUGAGAUGACCAAGGCCAUUUCAGAGCUGUAAUAAUUUCUAAAGCCAGACUGAAAUGGGACAGAAGCUGGCAAGUCAGCACCCUCUCAAUCACUUGCCCUGAAAAGACAUUUGUGGCUAGGUAAUAAUAAUUUUAAUAUUUGUAUCCUGACCGAGGCUGGGCUCAGAGCAGAUGACAUCAUAAAAAACAAGCACAAAAACAGACAUCAAUUAAUUAAAAUACAUCUUAAAAUAUUAAUAAAUUUUUAUUUGAUAAUAAAUUUUUAUUUGCAGUUACCCAAUACCUCCAGCUCCAAGGAGGAUCUCUUGAGAAGAGGCCUCACCACUGCCUUUUUGAGGACUGAGUAUGGCCUUCCUAAGUGAAUCAUUAACUGCUUCCUGGACCUCAAUAAGGCCCUCCCUGCUAGCUUUUAUUUGCUAUGUUGGACAAGGGUAGAGGUGGUAGGCUUGGACACGUAUCAGCACCUUGCCCUUGGGCCACAACAACUGAAACAGACCCUAAAAUCCCUGCGAGCAUCUGCCAGACUAGCUUUCUACCAGAGCAGUCCUUUUUCUAAAGGAACAACUUUUUAAAAAGAUGCCUCUUCUAAAAUUGUUCAAACAGGCACCCCUCGUAAUCAUAAUCUUUGUGUCAAAAGGAUGAAUGCAUCUUUUAAGAUUGCGCCUAUUGUCAACACUGUGAGAAAAAGUUUACAUAAAAUGGGCAAUUAAUUGUGGGCAUCCUUUAGGUCAGUUGGCUAAAUGUUGCAACCCUGCUUUGAACCACGAAUUCUGAACAAUGAAGUGUGCAGAUAAAACUGUUCACUAAGCUAAUGCUGGUGCCUUAAUUGCUAUCUAAUAAAGGCCAAGAAGUGCAGAAUGUUGAAUUAAACUUUCAAAAUCUAGGCUAUGAAUUUUUAACGGGUUGUGUUGCCACAUUGUUACAGGAAUCUACCGGUAACAAGAAAUUAUUUAGCAACAUGGCAGGUCUUUUCAGGCUCCCCCUCCUCCAUUUACUUAUUUAUUUUUAAACAACUGCAACAAACAUAUAAAGGUCUUUUCAAGCUACCUUUUAACACAGAUGGAGCAGCAAGACUAGAGGUUCCCCAAGCACUUGCCUUACAAUAAAAUAUUAAAAGUGUGCUAGAAGCUGCUCUUGAUACAUACUAAGAAAAUAAUUCCUUAACAAUUCACAUCAAGACCAUAUAGUUAACAAUCACCUUUUCUUUACAGCCUUUGUAUCCGCAGUGGUCUGAAUUGCAGUUUGGUGGUCGUGUUGGAACUGGGCUUUUCUUAGCAUUGAUAAUGAGAUUCUGUUGGAGUCUUCAGGAAUUUUGAGUUGAGUUCAACUUUUCUUUCAAAUGUUUCUGGGCUACUAAGUGAAUAGAGAUUGCUGAAAACCCGUCAACUAACUUUAUUCUAGGAUUGGUUCCACUGCUGGGUAUUAAACUAGCUUUGUACUGAAGUAGUAUUGUUCAGAGGUUCUAUACUCUCCAUGUCAUCCUGUUUUUAAGUAAACACUGUUUAAAACUUUCCUAAAUGUGUAUGUUGCAUAUGUUCUGAAGUGACACGGAGCUCUUGCAGCAAGAAGUUUUCACAUGCCUGUCUUGGAGGAAAUCAUCUGAAAGCGAAAGUUCGUUGCUCUGGUUGUGCAGAUGCCUCCAUAAGCACUCAAGGCCAAGUCUUCCAUUUUUUGUGUGUGCGUCCUCUUCUUAAUUUGCCAUUAAUUCUCUUCAUUUUAUACUGCUGUGCAGGAGUUAUUUUUUCUAUUUGUUUAAUGGGUCUACUCUUGUAACCUAUGUCUGCGUUUGAGCAGAUUCAUCAGCCCUUUAGGAUUUUUUUUUUCAGAUUAAAAAAAUACUAAAUAGAGGAGAAUCUUUGCAAGAAUUUACAAGUGCCUCAGAAUGGGGCACGACAUGUUAAAGUAGUUGAAGUUCAAUUUGAAUUCUUGAUUGCCCUGAGAUGCACUGUUCUGCCAGUAAAAGGGCAAGAGCAGAGUGUUAGAAUUCUAGACUUGGUUAAUCAAACCUUUUGGAAAUAUAGAAAUCUUUUUAUUUUUCCCGAUAUACAUUAACAAGCUCUCUUUUCUGAAUUAAAUCAUCCUUUAAAAAUAUGCUGCUCUUUAAAUAAAACAACAACAACACCUUGAC